This is a messenger RNA of Podarcis lilfordi (Lilford's wall lizard), 48480 nucleotides long. Lineage: Eukaryota; Metazoa; Chordata; Lepidosauria; Squamata; Lacertidae. The record is from the annotation of a GenBank genome assembly.
AUGCCAAAAUUAGCUGGAAAAUUCCUUAAUUUGCUUUUCUCUACAUGGUUCAUGGACCUCAUCUUUGAUGAAUUUAGAGAUGGCAAGAUCAAUCUAGAUAAGACCUUGAAACUGCUAAAUAAGUUUGACGUCAGUUACGACUACGUUCAUGUGAAAAAGGUGUUUAAGGUGAGAAAAUCAUGUUUGUAUUAAGAAUAUAUAGUAGUAUCGAUGGUCAGUGGACCAUAGCUGUCUAAGUAAACUUACUACAUGCCAACAGGACUUCCAGACUAAAGUUCUUUAAGAGCAGAAAAUGUAUUGCUUCUAGGCAAGUUGCGGUAUUACUGUGUAAUUAAGGACCUAUCUUUUCACCCAUGAGCAAGCGCCCUUGGUUUUUCUUUCUUUCUUGGGUAGUGUUUCCUUUUCAGAAACCAAUAAUUGAUCAUUUGGGAUGGGUUGGUAACAUCUGUCUCACCUGUUCAACCUUGUAUAGUUACAUGAGAGGUUUGAUUCUUCUGUACACUUGCCUUCUAGUGCCCUUAAUGGUCUUAGAAACAGAGAUGUUUGGAAGCUUAAAAAACACACUCAAUACUGUUUCCCUUCUGAUUAUGGCUGUUCUUAUAUUCCAGUGGAGUCUUAUAUUCCAAUGGCUGUGACAGGAGGGUGGAGAGCUGAGAGGAGAGAGACUUGAUCGGAUGAUGAGCCCUAUAACAUGAGUUUGAAGUGGAUGAAUUGGCUGGGCUCCUCUCUCUCCCCUUUAAUUAUUCUGAUUAAGCCAGUAAUUGGCAUAUAGGAUGGGAGAUGAAGAGGUCAAACUGAAGACUUAUGCUUCUAGAUCUGCUUUUCAGCUAUGUGAACGUAACUAAAUUAGGUCCCAGAUUUUAAUUUAAGGUGCAGCAUGUAACCUACGGGUACCUACGGGACUGCCUCUCCUGGUAUGCCUCGCAAGGGACCUUAAGGUCCACAAAUGACAACACUUUAGAGGUCCCAAGUCGCAAGGUGGUUAGAUUGGUCUCAACUAGGGCCCAGGGCCUUUUCAGUACUGGCCCCAACUUGGUGGAACGCUCUGUCACAAGAGACUAGGGCCCUGCGGGACUUGACAUCUUUCCGCAGGACAGAGUUGCAAGACAGAACUGUUCCACCUGGCCUUUGGUUUGGACUCAGUCUGACCCUUAUGUUUCCCUCCCCUUAUGGUUUUGAUCUAUGGGCUACUAUUAAAAUGAGGCUGCAUUUUAAAUUGUAUUUUAACCCAUAAUUUAAAUUGGGUUUUUUUCUUUCUUUUCUCCCACCCCCACAUUAUGUUUUUAUUGUAAUUUUACUGGUGUUAGCUGCCCUGAGCCCGGCUCUGGCCAGGGAGGGCAGGGUAUAAAUUAUUAUUAUCAUUAUUAUUAUUAUUACUUAACAAUGCCCGUUCUCUUUUCACUUCACUCCCUUACUGGCUUGCCCUCACAAUCACGAAGGCUCACAGACUGACUCUAGUGAAUUAAUUUUAUAAUGAAAUGAUUUUAGAAUGUUGUACUAUUUUAUUGUUGUUAGCCGCCCUGAGCCCGGCUUCGGCUGGGGAGGGCGGGAUAUAAAUAAAAUUUAUUAUUAUUAUUAUUAUUAUUAUUAUUAGUGAGUGUUUCUUAGAAAAGCUUCGAACUAUGUCAAAGUGCUCAUCGUUUUGGUGUGAAUACUGCCACAUAGUGCUUUAUUUAUAUUUAUUGCGAACUCUUCUUUUUUUUAACAUAGAAAAAUGACAAACAGAAGUCUGGACUUAUUACCAUGGAAGAUUUUAGGGCAAUUUAUCGAACGCUUCUGCACCGACCGGAACUUCACGAACUCUUCAGCAGCUACUCGCCAAACAAAAAAGUUCUAACAGUAUCAAAUCUGUGUGACUUUCUUAGAAAGGAACAGUUUGAACUUGAUGUUAAUGAAGCAAGAGCUGUGUCACUCAUUAAUAAGUUUGAACCCAUUGACGAAGGUACACUAAAGUUUUAAUGUUACAGUUUAAUUAGUUUGGAAUCAUAGCUUUUAGUGUGUUGAUAAUGAUAUUGAACAUAUGAGUAAUAAUGAGUAUGUAGACAGCCGCAAUGUAGCCUUUAUUUUCCCAAGAGAAAAUGUUGUUUUUAUGCAGAAAGCUCGUCAGUUUUCUAAAUUUAUUGUCUGCCUUGGACAUUCAGCCAGCUCCAAUGAUAGCUGGCCUGAGAUUGUGAGUCAUGCACCGUUAUGAGCACAUCUAAUGAAGACCAGGGCUGACAUCUAUUUCUGCAGCCACUAUCUUUUGGUGGAGAAAGGGGGAGCAGUGGUGGAUGAGGCUUGCCCUCCACAUCCAAUCAUAAGUGCUACCCAUGCUUAUUGCAUCAUUCAGGAUUCCACGAGAACGGAGUUUCCCAGGCCCUUAGCCAGCCUAAAAGUUUUGGUGACGACAUCAGAAAAGUAGAGGUUGGGCAGUUUAUCUGGUCUGCAGGCCUUUUCACAAUCAAACUAAAAACUCUUUUUAUUUAACCCUGAUUUUUGCAGCUUACUUACAUUACUUACUUACAUUACUUACAUUGCAACUUACUUACAUUAAAAAAAAAUCCCUAAGCAAACAACAAUUGUUGCUUUUCUUGCCACCACUUCGCAAAAAAAGGUAAAAAAUAAUAAUAAUUCAAGAACAACAACCCAUUACUAUUAGGAAUAAGCUACAAUGAGAGUGUUCUUAUAGUUUAUAACAAAAGCUUUCUUGUCUUCGAAGCUGCAAACAUGGAACAGGUUCAUCCAAAACCAAUGCUUUAGUAAUGUCCAUGUUAUAACCCAAAAUAACAAAAUCGGCUUUAUGUUCACUGUAACAUUAACAAUUGCUGCCGACCUAAAACUGAUGUUAAUGAGAUGCAUUGCAGUUCUGCUUGAAAUUAUUGGUGCUGCUUCAACCAAAAAGCCAGCUCUGGGAAAUGCAGGCCCAUAAAUUUUGAGCCCAUCUGCAAACAGUUCUAAUGAUGGUCAUUCUUUAAUAAGGAAUUUUGCCGACUCAGGUUCCAAUUUUAAGUUUUCUAGCUUUUUACAGUUGUCCAAGUGAUGUUUUAAUAUUUUACAUAGUAGAUUCAAAUUGUCCUCAUUUCCAGGCUGGGACAAACUCUUGUAAGCUAUAGCUAUAAUUAACCAGUGUACUGUAGCUGUUAGAGUGUGGGGCGAGGACCCAAGAGACCAUGUUUCAAAUCCUUACGUGACUAUGAAGCUCACUGUGUGUGGCCUUCGGCCAGUUCUUGCCUCUCAGCAUAACCUACCUCACAGGGUUGUUGUGCGAUGAAAUGAGGCAGGUGAGAACUAUGCUUACCACCUUGAGCUCCUUGGAGAAAAUCUGGGAUAUAAAUGUAAUAGCUAGCUAGCCUCUCUCCUUGAAUAUAUUUUCUAAUUGAUGAGUGCUAUGGCAAAGGUGCCACCAUGCUGCCUGUAACUGGAGUUGCUGUAUCAGAUUUAUUUCCAGCAAAGAAACUUACAAAUGCUUGCUUUGAGGUCACGAUGAGAAUAGGUGAAGGUAAGAGGUAAAGGAUCCCUGGACCCGUUAAGUCCAGUCAAAGGCGACUAUGGGGUUGCAGCGUUCAUCUCGCUUUGAGGCCGACGGAGCCAGCAUUUGUCCACAGACAGUUUUCCAGGUCAUGUGGCCAGCAUGCUUCUGGCGCAAUGGAACACCAUGACAGAAACCAGAGUGCACAGAAACACUGUUUACCUUCCUGCCGCAGCGGUACCUAUUUAUCUACUUGCACUGGUGUGCUUUGAACUGCUAGGUUAGCAGGAGCUUGGACAGAGCAACAGGAGCUCACCCCGUCACGGGGAUUUGAACCGCCAACGUUCCAAUCGGCAAGCCCAAGAGGCUCAGUGGUUUAGACCAGGGGAUUUGCAUUUUCCUCAGUCAAGGGAAAGCAUAACUUAAUUUCACCACACCUCUCAGCAGAGCACAUACACCAGCCAACUGUCAAGCAAGCAAGCAAGCAAGCAACCAACCAACCAACCAACCAACCAGGAGACCAUUUCCUUAGCAUGCAACCCCUUUAAUCCUGCCGCUUCCAUUAAUUGACUCCAUUUUGGCCUAGCAAGCAGAGACACCUGAAUCCCACCUCCCUGCUUUAGCCUUUGCUCUUGACUGGAUAUCCUAGCCAGAGAGCGGGGAGAGAACAGCAACUCCUAUUUAGAGGCAAUGUGGUGGCACCUUUAACCUCAUUUGUCAGAUUGGAAAAUUCCGCCUACCUUCUGAGUUUGCGGUUGGUGAAUUUAGAUAACUAAGAACAAAUUGACCUGUCAAGCUUCUUUUCCUCCUUUUAAAAAGUCUCCCUCCUGGAUCUCGUAACAUGAUUUUUUUGUGGUAAGCGGAUUUCACUGCAGCAGCCCCCCCCAAAUAAUAGUACCUGUACCUUUAAGAAGAAAAGCAGAAGCGUUCCUUUUGCUUUUCUAAAAUCCCUGUAUAAUAAAUAAAUAAAUAAAUAAAUAAGGAGGGCCGAGGAAUUUUAGGGAAAUCCAGCUCCCGGCCCCCCACCUGGCUAACAGGCAUGGAGUCUUCUGCUGUGGUGUUGUUUCUCUGUGUGUGGCAAUUAAGUGUAAGAGCUUCAAAACUGUACCUACUGUGUUUUCUCAUGCAUGUUUGUAUGAACACAGAUUGUGUUACUUCAUCAGAUUAUGGUGGCAAUUUAUCACGUUCUUCAUUUUUGCUUUCUGGAAGAAAGAAAAGCGCAACCUAAAAAACAAGGAAAAAAUGUACAUUUAUAUUUCUUUAUUGAAACAUAAGCAAAAGAUUAUUGCCGUUUGUAUAACAUGAGAUGAACUUGUACAACAGUCUAAGCAUUCUCCUAUUUUCUUAGACUAUGUGAAUAAUUGUUUGUAUUGCUUUUGCUUUAUUAUUGUUUGUAGUUCUUUUUGCAUUAUUCUUAGGAUAUUCUUAAAAUGGAGAAGUUGUUUAUAAUUUGAAUAAACCAGUACUAAUUUGUAUGCAUCAUGUGAGUAAAUGUUCCGUUCAGAUACUAAGUGAUAUCAUGCAUGUGUUGUUUCAAUUAAUGAUAAAUGAUGAAGGUAACCUUAUUUGGACUGUUCUUUCUACAUUAGCCUGCUGACUGAUAAUUUUACCUUUUAGAAUCUGUUUAGAUUGUAACAAAUGCAACUUGAUAAAACACUGGAAACAAAAGCACAAAACAGCUAAAUGUUGGUUGAUGGUAUUUAGCUAAAUAGUCUACUAAUCUUGUGUGAAAUACAUUUGAUGUCUUGCCUUGUAUAAUGAGUGCAUUAAACAAUUUCUCUGUUACAAUUCUCAGCUUUUAAAAUAUUAGUUUAUAGUGUUCUAGUUACAGCCUAACUUUAUUGUGUGAUUUUUAAAAAGCAACACUGCCCACAAAUAAACACAUUUUUAACGCUCCGAAUUUCUUACCUCUUCAUUGUUGAAGACCUCAUUAAUUGGGAUGGCAUUUGUGCAUUUACAGCACUUUGAGGAAUAGUGGGCGAGUUUGUUUUUGCAAAACAGCACAAACAGAUAUUGCACCGAAUAUUGCUUACCUGAGUUGCUAAACUGGUAACAGUUAUAUUAGAGGAGAUUUCUUCUGUUCUUCAACUCAUUUUAAAGAUAGGAAAUGCGUUUUUCUAGGUUUCUCUUUUUUAUAUCAACACCAGUAACAUUCUAUAAAUCCUUUGUGGUGUAACAUACGCACAACUCCACAGUCAUCCAUUGGAUGUCCCCACUUGAAACUAUUCAGUACUACUAGCAACAUGACCAUGGAGGAAUAUUUGAAGCCUCUGCACACGUUCCAACUAGUCAAUAUCCUUCUUAAACUGUGGUACCCAGAACUGGACACAUUAGUGUUGGUCUUAUUUAAUGGAACUUUCUCCUGGAUGAGUGUACAUAGGUUUGCUGCCUAAGAGAUUCAUUCUCUGUAGCAGGCGUGGGGAACUUGUGUCCCUCCAAAUCUUGCUGGUCUGUAGCUCCUAUCAUUCUUGGCUGUGCUGGUUGGGAGGGUUGAUGGAAGCUGAAUUCCAACAACAUCUGAAGGGCCAGAGGUUUCUUUCCCCUACUCUAUAAUAAUAUCUAAUUGGCUUGCAGCAUUCCUAUGCACAUUGACUUAGGAGGAAGACCCACUGAACACACUGUGACUUAAUUCAGACUACACAUACCUAGGAUUGGACUGUAGGGCAGCUAAUUUGCAUGGGAUUGCAGUCCCAGGCCUUAAAACCUUGUUUUGAUGUUUGCUUGAAACAUUUUAAGUAGAAAAGAUCAUUUCAGAACUACAUAGUAUCCCAGGUGCCAAAUUCCCUUUUCAUAUGAUAUUAGUAUACUGCGCAGAACUUGAAAACCAUCUUUUUUGGUUUUCUGGGGUAGUUUUUGUUUUGUUUUGUUUUUUGCAUGAAUGCUGCUCCAGGUUCAGAGAUUAGAAUCAUGAUUACCUUGGGGAUUAGGAAGUAGCUACUUUCCACCUUGUGCUGAGAAGACACAUAUUUUUCCUUCUGUCUCAAAAGCAGUAACAGCAGCACACCAAAGGCUAGAACGGUCUCUACCGUGAGAAAGAGCCCUGUGGAAUACAUAGGUUGCUGACCUCCGAUGUUCAAAAACUCUAAUGAGUUUAACUUGAACUGUCUUUUCCCCACCCUUUAACAGGAUGACUUGAGGGAUCUAAAUUGUUAUUGUUCGGUACCCUUUGGUACGCUGCAGUUGUGCUUUCAAGCUUUGUCAGUGCGAAAGGUGAUAAAAUAUCAAAGUGCUCUAAAAUGUAUUUUUAUUCAUUUCCCCCCAUCUAGUUUGAUCAGUGUGCUGACAAUGAGGCAGCCUUACCUAACCUGGCUGGUGCUCUCUAGGUGUUUUGGAUUUCAGAUCCCAUCAGCUUCAGGCCCCAUGCUGGCUGCGACUGGUAGGCAUCCCAGUCCAAAACAUCUGGGAGGCACACUGCUUUAAGAGGACAGGUCCUCAUCCUGAUGAGCUUCCAGUCUAAAAUUCAGCAAAGAGGAAGAAGGGGAGGAAGAGGCAAGGAUGCAGGAGGAAAAAAUAUAUACAAUUGUUUCAACUGCAUGUGCUCAGCCUUGGUUAUAGGCUUAGUAGUAAUAAUAAUAAUAAUAAUAAUAAUAAUAAUAAUAAUAAUUUAUUUAUACCCAACCCAUCUGGCUGGGUUUCCCCAGCCACACUGGGUGGCUUCCAACAAAACACUAAAAUACCAUAACCUAUUACACGUUAAAAGCUUCCCUAAACAGGGCUGCCUUCAGAUGUCUUCUAAAAGUUUGGUAGUUAUUUUUCUAUUUGACAUCUGGUGGGAGGGCGUCCCACAGGGUGGGUACCACUACCGAGAAGGCCCUCUGUCUGGUUCCCUGUAACUUUGCUUCUUGCAGCGAGGGAACCACCAGAAGGCCCUCGGCGCUGGACCUCAGUGUCCGGGCAGAAUGAUGGAGGUGGAGACGCUCCUUCAGGUAUACUGGCCUGAGGCCGUUUAGGGUUUUAAAGGUCAGCACCAACACUUUGAAUUGUGCUCGGAAAUGUACUGGGAGCCAGUGUAGUUGCUAGAUACAAUUGAAAUCUAUUAUCAUCCCCCAGGAAAUGAUCAUUCAAGCCCAAUGAUCAUGUGGCCCCCUCACAGUGCUCUCUGGCCCUUGCGACUCUCUUCAGACUCUGUCUCCACCCCAGGCCACACCUCUGACUGGUCCUGCUCUCCACCUUCCUCAAGUAUUUUUACCUAGUUGACUGUUUCUACGAGCUGUGAUAAUGCCUCUUGCUUGCUUGGAUUAAGUGUAUGUUUGUGUGUGUAUGCAUAGUAACCUCUAGUAUUUGCAUGGGUGGAAUAUAGCCUACUGUACAAGGUAAGAGUCACAUCUAUUUGCUCUGCCGACUGGUCACACCCGACAAUGUCAUGUGCCCCCCCCCAAAGGUUGCAAAUGAAGUAACAUGGCAUUCAGGCUGAAAAAAGAUUCCCCAUCUCCUGAUACAGAAGAGAAGUUUCUUGAGCAGGCACUAGGACAACAUCAAGUAGGCUGUAGUCCUUCUGUUGCUUGAAGGAAGGAAAACACCACUCCAGUGAAUCUCUGACUCCACCUUGGAGUGCUGUCGAAGAAAGGACCAUUGUCCUCAGCUGAAAGGUGUUUCUGUCCCGGCCCCUAGUUGCUGAAGAACAAAGAUUUGAAGGAGGAUUCUUUCUAAACAUAGCUGUCAAGCAUCCCUUAUUUGGCGGGACAGUCCCUUAUCCCAGCGCCAUGUCCCGCUGCUGUCCCUUAUUGAUGAGGCUUCAUUUGGCUGCUGGCUGGGCUUUCUGCCUUUGGCUCGGAGGGGCUCAGAAGUUGAACAUACCUGUGCCCAGAAAAUCCCUUAUUUUGGCUGCUGAUCCCUUAUUUUCGAGGCUGCUAGUCCCCUAUUUUCAAAUCUGUAAGUUGACAGCUAUGUUUCUAAAGGCUUUGAUGUUUAGAUUACUGCGGUACAUGUGCGCAUUGCUAGUUUAAGGCACCUCAGGAAAUACACAAAGUCAAUCCAAAACAGAGCUACAAAAAGGCAAGUGCUCUAACUCCCAAAGCUUUAAAUGUUGACCCGACACUGAUCCUUGUUAUCCUAUAUGUAGGAAUGGGGCACAACUUAGUUCAGUAAGUGUUCCCGCAGUCUCUCACUAGUCCUAGUUGGUGGAACUCUCUGUUCCCUUCUUAUUUGGCACCUCCUAGAUCUGGGUGACAGGGGAGGUGUCUAUGCUGUCUGAAAGGUGGCAGGGACCGGCAAAACAUUCCCACCUGGAAAGGCAGAGCUGCUCCCAGUGUUUGAUGGUGCUGGGGUGGGUGGUGCGCCCAGCACUAUGAAAGUGUCAGUCAGAGGCUCCAACAGCUGUGGAGAGGCAGGUGGGGGACACAGAGGGAGAUGGGGCUUGCAGCUCUUGUUGCAGAGAUGGAUGAGAUGAGAGCAUAGGUUGAUGGAACCCCACACCAGAUCCUCACUAUCAGGCUGCCCCACACCUGGGAGAGACUCCUACAUCCCAUGGGAGCCCUCCUGUGGGUCCUCCAUUGGCCUGAUUUGGCCAGCCCACGGCAGUUUCUGAGGGAACACUUCGACCACACCAAGGUCUACCCACUGCUGACUGACAUAUAUGCAAUAACCAGACACCUAAGUUUCUAGAGUGUAUCCAGUAUUGAUAUGUGUCUGCUCCCCCCUCUCCCAUUAUUGGAUUUGUACAGACAUUGUGUUUGUUACAUAUAAUUAUUUGAGCAUUAGGUUUUCUCCUGUGCUUACGGUGAACAGUGAUUCUGAGGAGGUCUACAGCCCAGUGCCCCCUCAGAAACACCUUUAUAUGAUCACAAUGGCUGUUUCUUGAAUGUUGUUGUUGUUUAGUUGUUUAGUCAUGUCCGACUCUUCGUGACCCCAUGGACCAGAGCACGCCAGGCACUCCUGUCUUCCACUGCCUCCCAAAGUUUGGUCAAACUCAUGCUGGUAGCUUCAAAAACACUGUCCAACCAUCUCGCCCUCUGUCGUCCCCUUCUCCUUGUGCCCUCCAUCUCUCCCAACAUCAGGGUCUUUUCCAGGGAGUCUUGUCUUCUCAUGAGGUGGCCAAAGUAUUGGAGCCUCAGCUUCAGGAUCUGUCCUUCCAGUAAGCACUCAGGUCUGAUUUCCUUCAGAAUGGAUACGUUUGAUCUUCUUGCAGUCCAUGGGACUCUCAAGAGUCUCCUCCAGCACCAUAAUUCAAAAGCAUCAAUUCUUCGGCAUCCAUGGACAAAGAAAACAGGCUUCUUGAAUAGAACACCCCCCUCAUGUCUCUUUGUUGCUUGAUAUAUAGUAAGAGUAAGUAGGUUUGUCCUUCAAAGAAAAAAAAUCCCACAGAAUGCCCCCCAAAUUCUAGUAUACCUGUAUACUGUUUGGAUCCUGAGCUGAUUGUGACUCCCAGACUCUAGUUAACUGCUUUCUAUUUGUCUAAUAGUGUUAGAAGCAAUUCCCUUUCCUCUGUGUUUGAGUGAUAUUUAUCGUUUAAAUAAAUCAUUGCAAUUGGUGUAGUGGGCGGAACCCUGGAUAAUAGCCUUGAACACUCAUAGCUCCAUAUGACAUGUGCUAUUAUUAUUGCUUACUUUUAUAGCACCAAAAAUAUACUAAGCUCUUUACAAAAGGGUCGGAUAAACAGGUCCCUGCCUAAAGCAGCUUCAAUAGACAUGAAUCAUAAAAAGAAUUUGUGUGGGGCACAGUGGUGGAAAGGAGGGAGCAGGGAUCAUAAAAAUAAUAGCACAUUUAAUACAGUGAAAAGCACAGUUUGGGUUACAAAAAUGUAGUUUUAUCAUUAAGCUUUGCAAUAUAGGGAGUCAACAAAGAGGAAAGGACACACACAUCAGUGAACUGCCUGAUCCUAAUCAUAGUUACAUGGAAGAAUGGCCCACUGAUUUCAAUGGGGUUUCUUUCCAAGCAAGUAUGUUUAAUAUUGAUGUCUUAGGUACCUUGGGUUAAGAACUUAAUUCGUUCUGGAGGUCUGUUCUUAACCUGAAACUGUUCCUAACCUGAAGGCCACUUUAGCUAAUGGGGCCUCCUGCUGCCGCCUUGCCACCGGAUAAUGAUUUCUGUUCUCAUCCUGAAGCAAAGUUCUUAACCUGAGGUACUAUUUCUGGGUUAGCGGAGUCUGUAACCUGAAGCGUAUGUAACCCGAGGUACCACUGUAUUCCUGAUUUUUAGUAGAGUGUGAUGCAACACUGUCAUAACCACCUUCACAUGCGAGUUAUGCGGCAAAAGGAUACAAGUUGAAGCAUCUACGAUAUAUUUCAAAAAGUUGUUUGUAUGUUUGCUAGGCAUUUGUACACCUCUUAAGAUAUCAGUACCAAAUUAUUGUUCCCGAGGUCAAGGAGGAGGUUUUCAUCUGUGCCUGGAUACAGCUGGGUGCCAUUUUGGAUCCUGAAGGCAGACUGAACCUUUCAAAACUGCACUGAUUUUAACCAAAGUUUGCAUGGUGGUUCUUGAGAUGAAGCUGCAGGGUUUUGACUAUAGCUGGACACAAUUUUGAAUCAAGAUUGUGCCCUGAACCUUUCAAAACUGCACAGAUUUUAACCACUGAUUUCAAAACUGCAAUGAUUUUUCUGGUUUCUUAGAAUUCCCGAGCAACGCCGGGCACAAGACUGCUAGUUUCUUUAUAAAAGAAAGUGAUGGAGGUGCCAAAUUGGCUCAGGGGAGUAAAGCGGGGGUGGGGAACCUGUUGGAUGCCAACUCCCAUCAGCCCCUGCCAGGAUGGCCAAUGAUCAGGGAUGAUGGGAGUUGUAGUCUGGCUAUAUCUGGAAGGCCACAGGUUCCCCAUCCCUGAAGUAUAGAGUUGGAGAUGUUUGACCAAAGAAGAGUUCUUAUGCAUACCAAAGAGAAGAGAGGAAGAUAAACAAAAUGCCCAGACUGGAAUGCGACAAGAAAUCACCAAGAAAAGGUAAUAUCCAAAAGUAUUGAGAGACUUAAUGGUAAGUAUGAAAACUGGUAGCACAUAUAAAGAAACUGAGCUGAAAUGGGAGUUUAGGGAAAGAGUCAUGGGGAGGAGAAGUUUCAGCUGUGAGUAUUCUGAAGAUUUGUAAUGGAUAGAUAGAAAAUAAUAGUUUAUUAAGAGUGGAUAGAUAAUAAUAGCUUAUUAAGAGUGUAUGCAUAACAAAUGAAUAAAUAAUAUUGCUUUUGCGCAUUAACAAAGAAGUUGGGUUUCUGCGAAAGUUUUAAGAUGAGGGGAAAGACCAGAAAACACAGCAUUAAUACAAUUUAGUUAUAAGAAAUCCAAUUGAAAAGGCUUUUAUUUUUGUAAUGGAAAUAGGACAAAAAUUGUGUCAUCGGUUUCUAAGCAGCGAUAUGACAAAUACAUGGUAGCAGUAUUAACCUGGUGUAGACUUCAAGGAUUGCAUGAAUACAGCAGUGACUUUCAUAUGUUCUUUUUUACAACAAUCCUUUAUAUGUUCAGUGGUUUGCCAAGGAACCACCUCAUGUAUUAGAAACAGAAUUGGCUAAUCCUUGUUUGUGGAGGAUUCUGGGGCAUAUUCUAGCAUGUUUAUCAGUUCAUUCUUGGUGCUAAGGUCAGACCAGUAGAGUCACAUCUAGAGAUGUGGGAUAAAUUUGAUUCAGUUUGCAUUUAAAUAUACCUAAUAACAAACUUUCCAAAACAACACACAAACCAGAACAUCCUUCAAAAUUCACACUUUCUGAUUUUUGCAAUGCACUUCUCCAGCCAUGUAAUGUGUAAAAAAUAAUAAUAAUACAUACAUACACUUGGAUAACACGUGCAUGAAAAUGCACGUAUUAGCAAAAUAUAACAUACAAAUAUGUGUUACGUUCGGGGAAAUGGCUUUGCAAAAAGGCGUACGUUAGGCAAAAUUGCAAAUGUGUAUGUUAGGAAAAAUAUGCAUUAAAAGGCUGGUGAAUUUUCCUUUUUUUUAAAAAAAAACCUAAGAUAAAAUUGCAAACUGAUGUGGAAAUGUGGAGAUUUGAGCUUAAGACUGAUAGAAUGAGAAAGUGAAAGAAACUGAACUUGACAUAUGGGUCUAUCUCUAAGCACACGGUCAAUCUGUGUGGAAGCACCCUGGAACAGGAAUGAACAGACUUCUGUUGGGGAAUCUGCUCUGGUUUUGACUUGAACCUACCUGAGCCACAUGCAAAAUGGCAGCUCAAGGGGUGGAGCUAACUGCUUACUGAAUCCCAUGUGCCAUUACACUGAGUGGGUGCGUGGGGCUUAACUUCCCAUAAUGUUAAGUGCACAGGGUGCAAAUUCAUCUGCAUUUAGUAUUAUUUUAACACUGUGCUAGGAGGGGAGGGGGAGAUUUUAAUUAAGACUGCAGAGUAGAGAGAGAGAGGGUAGGCUUAACUCUUGCCUUCCCAGCUGCGAUCCUCACAGAAAUGGACCCUCAUCUUGCCCCAGAGGUUAGAAAAAGCUCCCACUGGGACAACUGGACUAAUCGGCAGGCCAAAGAUUUUCAUCGGGUGGGAAGGGCUAAACUUCUCUUUCCUGCAUGCUGUGUUCCUGAUUGGAGACCACCUCAUGCUUAGUAUUAUUUUCUUUAAUGUAGGAAAAGCUCUCUGCUGCACAUCUAAACGCAGCGUGUUGAAAUUAGGCUCUCCGUUGACCUGCAUGUACCGAUACAAAUCUUAAACCUGAGUCAAAUCAAGGAUUCUUUUUGCUGCUGGUAUUGAUAAGCAACUGGGAACCAGAAACCUUUGCUGAUCUACUGCAAAUCAUCCAGUGAUUACCACUACGCUCAAAUGUACCAAGUGCUUCCCUGUGGCUUAGCAGUGCAAGAUUAGUCAAGGUGACCAAAAUGUUUUUCAAAUGGGGCAGAGCCGCUGAUCUGCCAUGACUGAUCUCCUCAUCUUCUGAUGUGCUUCUGGACGAACCACCGGGUUCCCCCAGAAUGAACGCUACAAUAGCAGAGCUUAUUAUGACUAAGCACAUGAACUAACAUGGCUAAGGUCUGGUUCCUGGCUUGUGCACAUUACACUAGCUUCUGGUGAUUGUUGUGUCAUUAAAUAAAGGCACAAAGAAGCAUUCAGCUUAUUAUUAUGCAUGUUCAGCUUCAGAUCAUAGCCAAGCACCAGGUGAAAUUCAGGGGUACACAUUCGUAGUGUGAGUAUGUCCAACCUCUGUUUAAUUCCAGCAUUAAAAAAACAACAACAUGGCGGAGGUAUCUGAGCAAUUUUAAUUUUAACCCGCCCCCCCUUUUAAUGUUCCCACUUUAGCAAGAAGCCAAAGGGAGAUGACCUUCGAAGGCUUUAUACGGUACAUGCUUUCGGAAGAGUGCAGCAUCUUUAAACAAAAGCACCGGACGGUUUACCAAGAUAUGAACUUCCCAUUGUGUGACUACUUUAUAUCAUCGUCACACAAUACCUACCUGAUACAAGACCAGCUUGUAGGGCCAAGUCACCUGUGGGGCUACGCCAAGUAUGUACAUUUAUUUGUGGGGUAGGGCACGGGAGAGGUGAGGCCAGUAGGGUGUGGAGUAGCAAAACUGUGCGGAAGUGUGUUGUGUUUCCUAAUGGUGUUCUUUCUCCAUAUUUAAAAUAAACACAAAUGUUUGCAGCCGUUGAAGAAAAAAUAACUUGGAAAAAUACCUAUGGGUUGUAUUAUGGUGCUCUUUGAAUUAUUUCUGCUCAGACAAUGGAACGUCUGUUACUUCCCCCAACAAAUCUGCCCUGGAGAGUUGGUGGGAUUGAGGGGGUACAAAGGAGGAAAGUUCCAUUGCAUGUAUGGACAUCAUCCUGCUGGUGCAAUAAUGACUUCAUUGGAAGCAAGUCUGUGGCUGAGCUAGAACUGAAAUAGGGGUGGAAUAUAGAUACAUAUAAAAACUGCUUCAAAAAUGCUUUUCUUAAAAAUAAAAAAAUACAUUGCAUUUUCCAUAAGGCUGGCCAUCGCCAUCUAAUGUCACAUUGUAUAUUGCCGUUAAAACACCCUUAAAAUGUUUUAUUUGCAGCUGUAUAGGACAAUGGCAGAAUUAUUCUUUUGUUCUGAUUUAGUGCUUUCUGAACUUUGGGACUCUUUUGAACCCCUUUUGGCGUCCCACCCAGUGCCUACAGUGUGCCCUAUGGCCAAACGCGUGGGAAAUCUUGUGUGCAAUCUUGUGGCUGGUGGCCUUUCUGUUCCUCCAUUUGCCAAUCCUUUUGGUGCUAGCAUUUUGUAUUGUGAGUGGCAAACACAAAUCCCAUGGCUUUUUACCAUGAGUACCCGUGGCAUCAUGGCAGAUCACUGUGGCACCAUUGGCAAAACCAUGUGAUUUGUCCCAGGCAAUAAUUGCGCCCGGUCCUUGUCUCUCUCUCUCCCUCCAUCUGUGUUGCAGCAAGGUUGCCUUGCUGCUUCAUUGGAAGAAAGUGUGGCUGGGAAACCUCAGUUUGCAGGAGUAGGUUCCCUUAGCUCACAUUGCUUUAGCAGGAUUGGUUACUCAGAAUUGGGCCCACAGAUUUAAGAAUGGCAAUCCAAGUCAGUUAUUAAGUUAGCCCUUCACAGCUGCAAGGAAACCUCCAGUCAAGAGGUAGAUGGUGCACCCAGUUCCUGCUCCAGAAAGGUUUUUACACAGCCAGAGUUUGGAAUUCAGAGUCAUCUGAAGUUUGUGGAUUUCAUAAGCAGGAAUAAUUCUUCUGAAAUUGCCACCCAGGAUCCUAAAUGUCCCAAAAUAUCAUCUGGGUCUUGCAAUUACAAAAUAUGGUCCUCUCAAGACUUUGGGGACUUGGGAAUAUCAUGCUGUCCAAUGAAUUUUUGCAUCCAAAUCCUUGCUUAUUGUGUGGCUUUGGAUAAGUCACAAUCCUACCUCACAGGACUGUUGUGAAGAUCGAAUGGGAUUCCCCUAAGCUGCCUUUGAGCUCCUUGGAUGAAAGGCAGGAUAUGGAUAGAUCAAUAUGACGACUAAAUAAAGAGUUACAUCUUAGCCUCUAACUCAGAUGUAGGUACAGUCACAACAUGACCUUCGAUGUUAUUUUUGGUGUUAAAUUGAAUUGGUUGAAAUUGUCAAUGUCAGGUAAAUAGGGCUUCCAGCACAGAGAUAAAAGGACAGAGUUAUACCUCUAUCUCAGCCUUUCUCAACCUUUGGGUCCCCAGAUAUUAUUGAACUACAACUCCCAUCACCCCUAGCUAGCAAGGCCAGAGCUUAGGGAUGAUGGGAGUUGUAGUCCAACAGCAUCUGGGGACCCACAGGUUGAGAACCGCUGCUCUAUCUGAAUACACAGAGUGAUGGCCAAGGGUGGGUCCAAUUUAGAACUGUAAAUAAGACUGUGGCUCUCUAAUAUUUUCAUAUCUCUAUGGGAGUGCAAACUGUUUGGAGAAGAUCUGUUUUCUUAAAAACUGUGGAUCAUCAAAAUGUGUGCUACCCUAUCUGAGCUUCUAGCGGAGUGCAACUCCAUAGCUAAACAAGCAUUAUUUGGAAAGCAGAAAGCAUUAUGAGUGCUGAUGAAUGGGACACAGAUCUUUUUAUUUUCUUCUUCUUCUUCUUCUUCUUCUUCUUCUUCUUCUUCUUCUUCUUCUUCUUCUUCUUCCUUUCUUUUUCAAUUUAAAGUUCCCUGAAGAAGGGAUGCCGCUGUGUAGAAAUUGAUUGUUGGGAUGGUCCAAAUAAUGAGCCUGUGGUUUAUCAUGGACAUACCUUGACGAGCAAAAUUACCUUCAAGAAUGUCAUCGAUGUGGUCCACAAGCAUGCCUUUGAGGUAGGUGCAGGUAGUUGGUCAAAAGCUCUGAAAAAUGUCCACAGGGCACCGUAGGGUACCUACUUGUCCCACAGCAGUAUCAGAUGACUCUGAGGGUGGGUAGUCUGCUGACCUAUGAGAGCCUUAUAUGAUGCUGUCAGCUGACCUACAGAAAGCAUAAAACAGAUCUUAGAUGUGAGCCUGGGACACAUGGCAGGGCUGGAUAACAGAUACAAAAAUACAGUGGUACCUUGGUUUACAAACUUAAUCCAUCCAGAGGUCCGUUCUUAAACCAAAGCGUUCUUAAACCAAGGCAUGCUUUCCCAUAGCAGCGGGGGACUCAGUUUACAAAUGGAAUACACUCAACAGGAAGUGGAACAUGUUCUGCUUCCAAGGCAAAUUUCACAAGCCAAAACACCUACUUCUGGGUUUGCAGCGUUCUUAAUCCAAGUUGUUCAUAAACUAAGCUGUUCUUAAACCAAGGUACCAUUGUAAUUCCUUUGUGAAAAUUACUGUGGACAGAACAGCACUGUGCAGUGAGGAAAACCUUGAUAUGUUUCGAGAACGGCUGCUUGUCGUAACAAUUUUGGCCGCAUUUGUGUGACUGCUGUUUAUUUAUUUGCUUAUCUGAAGAUUUCUCAAUCGUGAAAGAGAACUAAGUUGUUCACCAAUAUUAAAGCAAUAUUACACUGAGCCCCCAGUUCAAACACAGCCAAUUCCCAAUUUCAUAGUGUCAAAGCCACCAGAGAUCAAAUUCACAUUCCAAAACUGGGGAGCGUCUCUCCAAGAAACCAUCCUUGAAAUUCAGGGGCAAAGCAGCCCAGCAUUCCACUGUUAUGUUCUGUCCGCUAUCAGCAAUCCCCAUUCUUUGUAAAAGCCACUUCCUAAUACGUGGGUGGCGCUAUGGGUUAAACCACAGAGCCUAGGACUUGCCGAUCAGAAGGUCGGCGGUUCGAAUCCCCGCGAUGGGGUGAGCUCCCGUUGCUCGGUCCCUGCUCCUGCCAACCUAGCAGUUCGAAAGCACGUCAAAGUGCAAGUAGAUAAAUAGGUACCACUCCGGCGGGAAGCUAAACGGCGUCUCUGUGCGCUGCUCUGCUUCACCAGAAGUGGCUUAGUCAUGCUGGCCACAUGACCCGGAAGCUGUACACCAGCUCCCUCAGCCAAUAAAGCGAGAUGGCCGCCGCAACCCCAGAGUCGGCCACGACUGGACCUAAUGGCCAUUUACCUUUAAUAUGUGGCAGCUGCAGGCAUUUAAAAAGAAAACAGAGUCACAAAUCCCAGAUGGGCAUGGAUGAGCUCUUGGUCAUGCCUAACGUAGCCCUUGGAAUCCUCCUAAGAACUUAAGAAGAUAAGAAGAACCUGCUGAACCAUCAAGUCCAGCAUCUUGUUCUCACAGUGGCCAACCAGAUGCCUGUGGGAAACCCACGAGCAGGAUUCAAGCACAUAAGCACUCUCCCUUCCAGUGGUUUCCAGUAACUGGUUUCCAGCAGCAUUGCUAUCAUGACUACUAGCCAUUGAUAGACCUCUCCUCCAUGAAUUGGUCUAACCUUCUUCUGAAGCCUUCUAGGUUGGUGGCCAUCACUGUCUCCUGUGGGAGCAAAUUCUAUAGUUCAACUUUGCUCCUGGUCAUUAUCUGCAACUGAGCAUGUAUUUUUCCCUCACAAAAGUGAAUCAGGGAUCAAUCCUUACCCCUGGUGAGCAGCAGUGGGAAAGUGCAGCUGUAUUCCUGCUGCUUGCAUCACCAGUGGCAACGGCAGUGUUGAAGAAAGGCUGAAGUAGCAACAAUUUGCCAAUGGUUUAGUAUCUGGAGCAGCGAUUCUCAACCUGUGGGUCCCCAGAUGUUGUUGGACUACAACUCCCAUCAUCCCCGAGCUCUGGCCUUGCUAGCUAGGGGCGAUGGGAGUUGUAGUUCAACAACAUCUGGGGACCCACAGGUUGAGAAAGACUGAUCUAGAGGAUCCUUGGCUAGCUCAGAUCUGCUCCUAACUUACCCCGAAAAACCGCGUUUAGGGUUUACACUGACCAUUGCCAGCAGUAGCUUCCUUCCACCCCCACUUUUCCUAUGACAGUUGUGGAUUCUCCCCACUGGUAGAGGUCAAAACAGCCAGGCAGUUCUGGGGGGUGGGAUGCCCAUGACACAUUCAACUACCCUUGAGCUUACGUGGGUUGAGGUUUGGAUUCUUCUGUUAAUGGACUUCCUCAGUUUCAAAAAGGGGAGGGAUACCAACAGUCUUUAUGUUAAAUUUUCAGGCAUCAGAUUAUCCCCUUACAAUAUCUUUGGAGAAUCACUGCAGUGCUCCACAACAGGAGAAGAUGGCUGGCCAUUUGCUAGACAUUCUCAGGGAUACCCUCUGUACUUCAACACUGGAUGACAGCAUGCCAUCUGAACUACCCUCUCCAGAGGUAACAUCCCACCCCCCAAACCCAACAUUAUUAUUAUUGUAAAAUAUGGUGUUUUGGGGUGUUUUGUUGUGUGUCAGUUUGUGUGUGUUUGUGUGCAAGCUCUGCAACUGUUGUGCACAUUUGCAGCAUAAUGAUUAUUCAGAGUUUGGAAUAUCUUCGUCAUAAAAAAUGAGAUUGGGCAGGGGGAAAUGGGAUGGUGCUCAUAGGGCUUGUGAUCAAUAUCACUCUUGUUCCAGCCCAUUCUUCCACUUCCACCCCUCCUCUCACCAUAGCUCAUUCCGGAGCCUUUAAAACUGUGAGUGAAAUGAAGUAGUGUGGUACAGUGGUUAGACAAGGGAUUGGGAAGCCAUGGCCCUCCAGAUGUUGGAAGACUGCAGCUCCCAUCAGUCCCAGCCAGCAUGUCUAGUGGUUGGGGUUUAUGAACAUCUGGGGUGUCGCAGGUUAGCCACCAUGGAUUAGACUGAGGAGACCCAGGAUCAGAUCCUCACCUGGCCAUGAAGAUGAGGGAUGGCCUUGUGAUGGUCACAAUUUCCCAGCCUAGCCUAAUUCACAGGCUAGUUGUGAGGAUAAAAAUGGGGAAGGGGAAGAACCACUUAUGCCAUCUUUAGCUUCUUGGAAGGAUAUAAAUAUUGCAAGUAUGAGAGGGCAGAGGAGCCUGUGUUGCAUUGAUUGAUAGACUGCUUCCUGUAUAGGCUACACAUUGCCCACCCCCUUCUUCAAACAAAUUCAAAUAUAAUUUUUUUCCAGGUAAAACAAAUAGUCAGAUGUGAGACAUUCCAAGCUAUAGACAAGCCAUGCUGAUAUCUCAGGAACAACACAUUGUCCUUGAGAUGACAACACGAGCCUACAUGCAGUGUUGGUGUGCAACACUUGAACUGUGCUGCCUGAGUUUCUUCACACAUGCACGGUGCUGCAGUCUUGAAGAAAGGACCACACUUGUGUAAACUGACUCAUAACUAUGGCUCCCUUGCUUGCUUCCUAGAGCUAUAUGCUUCUCAAAAUUCCCUGUGGAACGCCCUCCCACCAGAUGUCAAAGAGAACAACAACUACCAGACUUUUAGAAGACAUCUGAAGGCAGCCCUCUUUAGGGAAGCUUUUAAUGUUUGAUGUAUUAUAGUAUUUUAAUAUUUUUUUGGAAGCCGCCCAGAGUGGCUGGGGAAGCCCAGCCAGAUGGGCAGGGUAUGUAUAAAUAAAUAAAUAAAUAAAUAAAUAAAUAAAUAAAUAAAUUAUAAAAUUGCACUCAGAUUGUGGGUGAAGAAAUGCCACCAGGCUUCUCUAGGAGAAGGAGAAUUUAUCCAACAAGUCUCAAGGGUGGGGCUCACCACAAGCAGUGGUUAUAGUGCAGCUUCUUUCUUUAAUUUUCAGGAAGGGGUGGAAUGGAUAACCACGGUUUCCUUUUCAUUAGCCCAAAAGCUAAUCCCUACAUGCAAGUCGAAUCUCCAUGAUAUAAUGUUGGUUGAUGACUUGGAUGUGAACAAAUGAAUGGCUUCUGGGGUUUGAAAGAGGAGUGGAGUGGAUAGCCAUGGUUUCCUUUUCAUGGUGUCUGCUGGUCUGGUUUGCAUAAUGUUUCCCCAGAGUGGACAUCUGAACAAAAAUGGUUUUUGUUCCUGUACAGUUGUGUGGUUUACUGUGCUGAGUGCCCUCAAAUUUCUUCCCGCAGCAACUGAAAUUCAAAAUCUUGAUAAAAAAUAAGAAAGUCGGAACUCUGGAAGAAACCCUGCAACGCAGGGGCCAGAGAUGCAUGGGCCAAAUAGCAGAGCUCGAGGAGGUCAUGGAGUCAGAGGAUGACCUUAUAGAUGAAGACCCUAAAGCACAGUUGAUCAAGAAGCCGCUUGCUCGAUUGGCGUCAGCACCCAAAAAGGAUAAGAAGGACAAGAAGGUAAAUAUACCUUCAGUUAGAGGUGGGGAAGGAAUUAGAUUUUGUUUGCAUUUCAGUGAGAAAGUCGCUAAUUCACACUUCUUGAACCAAAACAUGAAGAGAAACCCAGCUAUCCUUUGAAAUGCACACUUCUCUGAUUUCUGCAGUGCAGUUUUCUAAGCAAACACUGUGUACUAAAAUGCAUAUAUUGAGGGAAAUGUGCAUUAAAGAUGUGUGCAGCAGUGAAAACAACAUUAAAAUGCAUUGCAUUAGUGCAAAUUGCUUGUAAAAAUGUGCAUAUUAGUCAAAGAUAUACACAAAAUGUAUUAAUCAGAGGGUUUUUUUUAUCGCAAAUUGCUUGUAAAAAUGUGGGGAACAAAAUUUAAGACUGGGAAAAUGAGAAAGGAAGAGAACUGAAGUUGAUAGAUUCCUCUAUCCUUAACCUCCAGCACACCAGAUUUCUGCAAAAGCAGAAGCCGUGUUGCCUGUCUCAGUGACUAUUAACUGAUGGUUGGUGUUCAAUGAACAGGACAUCUUAGCUAUUCAGUUAUACAAAAGCCCCAGGAGAGAAUCACCUCAUAUUUCUCACUUUGCAAGGCUGUAAUGCUUUUUAACUUUUUAUUCACAGACUCAUAAGGUUAAAGUCGCCAUGUUGCUGUCAGAACUUGUGAUAUACACAGCUUCCCGGUCUUUUGUCAGCUUUGAAGAUUCAAAGGAGAAGCAGAAGUUUUAUCAAAAUAAUUCCAUCGGGGAGGUGAAAGGACAAAAACUUAUAAGCAAGAGAGGUAAUUUACAAGAUUCUAAAAUCGACACUUGCUGCUGUUUGCUUCUUUAAACUAUUGGAAGAACUAAACUUUAUGCAUGGCACAAUACAGAAUGGUAUUUAACUAAGUCCCACUUAGAGUAGACUUAUUGAAAUUAAUGACUCUUGAGUUAGUCAUGUCCAUUAACUUCAACGGGACUAGAUGGAUGCCCAUUGAGUCCCAGUGGGGGGAAAGCAAUAAUAAUAAUAAUAAUAAUAAUAAUAAUAAUAAUAAUAAUGAUAAUACCCCAAUGUGUUUCUUAGUCAGCGCAGUUUCCAGAAUGCCCUUUGCAACCAGAUUGUAAGCCUCUGUGCUUGGGAAUAAGUCAUACUGAUUUUACUGGAACUUAUUUCCAAGUAAGUAGGCUUAAACUUGCAACAUGCAAGAGAAUCAGUCCUAAGGACCCUCUUGUAGACGUCAUUCAGUGGGAUUUACCUCCAGAUAGGUGAGCAUAAGAUUGCAUCUUUGUGGUAUUACUGAUCUUUGCCGUACUCUGCUGCAUCGAGAGCCAAAUCCAAUCAAGAGGUCUUUACUGGUUUACUGUUUGCUUCUGCAAAGAAGUUGAAGUGCUGUCUAUGGAAUAAAACUCUAAAUAAAUAGAUAUUUAUUUGUUUCAGCCACUGGCCUUUGCAAUCUGCACAAAACAUAAAAUGCACACAUAUGUGAACAACUAAGCAGGGAAAAUUACCAAAUUCAACUGAGACACCAGUCAUUUGCUUCCCGAUAUAAGCAUAAUAGAAAUAUAUACAAGUAUAAACCCUACUGAGUGGGUAAAAUUACUAAAAUCAAUUAGAAUUUUAAAAUGAUACAAUUUAAAACUCUGGGCACUUUGGCAGCCCUUAUUUUAAUGGAGGUUGCUAUGAAUUUUGCAGGUUUUUUUCUUCUUCCUGCUGCCAGCAGCUUAUAUUGAUCUGCAAGGAGAAAAGUCAUUGUAAUAAUUAGCUGGGUAUCCCAGCUGAGACAGAAAUAAUGGAGUGAUUAACUCUUUGUGUGGAUCUCUCUAUAAUGAGCAAAAUAACAUGAACCAUUAUCUGGGUACUACCGUCUCCAGAAACUUAGGGUCAGGAGCUAUUGGAGGAAUUGCCUUCUCCCACAGAAGCUCAGCCUUAUUAUAAGAUCUGCUUCAGAGAUCAUUCUAAGGAUGCCUGUCCCCACCUUCUGAAAUUAGGCAGAAGGCGACAGGUCAUUCAUUCCCCAUGGUGUUAACAUCCUGGAACAUCCUCAGAGGCUGCUAACCUUGCUGUCCUUCAGACACUGGGUUGAUGUUGUUUGCACAUGUACUUGGAGGACGAUCUGUUUCACCGCCAGGGACUGCGCUUGAGGAUUUUGAUCUUUGUGAAUUCUGAUAUGACCUGACUUGUUCUGCACUUCCUGAACUAAAAUGCAGAUAAGAACCUUGCAGCUCACCCUCUUGAUUUUACACUUCUCUGAAGCUUGGGGUGAACUUGUCAGCUCAAAAAAAAGUAUUAAAAACCUGUUUAGAAAUGCUUAUUUUUGUGAGAGAAAGCUUUUGGGAAUAUGCCUUUAAGUGCAAAUGUUCAAGUAGGGAUUUUAAAAAUCUGCAUGAAGAUUUGCACCUAAAUUUCCACCUAAAUUGUGGAUCUUCCCCUCUGCCGAAGUGUGUUGAGUUUCUGUCUCCAUUAUACAGCUUUUGAGUUAAGAUGCACCUUUUACCUUGGCCUCUGGCAAUCAAAGCAUUUUUGUUUUCUGGUCAAAUCCCUUUUUAUUGAAUGUAUACUGUUCUUUCACAUUUAGAACAUCCCCACCCCCGUUUUAUAACUGUAAAGUUUUAAAAUCUAUUGUUAUGAUUCUAUACUACUUUGUUAUAACCUGCCCUGGGACAUUUAUGGUAAGGGGUGUGGGCAAGAAUAUCUCUAUCUCUGUCUCUGUCUCUCUCCCCCCCCCCACGCACACACACAGUGCUUUUUUCUGGUAGGACGCAGGGGUACGCAUACCCUAAACAUUUUGUGAAUCUAAGUUUGGCUUCAUUGAGGGGCAGUAUUUCAAUAUGAGUAGGAAAAUGAGAGUACCCCUAAACAUUUUUUUAAGAAAACAACCCAAUAUAUGUUCUUUUUAUAUAUACAGUCAUACCUCAUGUUACGUCCGCUUCAUGUUACAUUCUUUCAGGUUUCGUCCCGCGGUGACCCAGAAGUACUGGAAAGGGUUACUUCCGGGUUUCGCUGCUCGCACAUGCACAGAAGUGCAAAAUGACAUCACACGCAUGCGCAAAAGCAGUGAAUCGCAACACGUGCGUGUGCAGACGCACCGCUGCAGGUUGCGCUCUUUUCAUGUUGUGGACGGGCCUCCGGAAUGGAUCCCAUUCGCAACCAGAGGUACCACUGUAUAUUCUGGAAUGUAUAUAUAUUCUGGAAUGCCUUUCCUAACAAAACACACAUUUCUAAACACUCUUUGAUUGAGGCCGGAACUGGAUGGAAAAGACUUGUAAAUAAUAAAUAUAUGUGAAACGGACUCAUCUGCCCACCCCUGUUUCCUGCUUCAUUUAUACUCAUAACUUCUGCUGUUGCCAUUUGAAAUAAUUGUAUCCUUUUCAUUUUAAUAUUGUGCAGGAUUUAUUUAGUGGUUGUUGCAAGCCACCUUGGAGGCUUUUAAUCAGAAGCGCAGGUUAUAAAUAUUUCAAAUGAGUACAAAAAAUAGCACAGGCUCGUAUGUUGGUUGCUGUUGCAUCGCAUAGGGAUUCCCAUUUCAUAUCAAGAGUUCCUGGCUGAGACAUAGCACAGCACCAGAAGCAGAGAGAGAUGGAUUGCCUAGAAAUUGUAGCAAAAAUUACAAUUCUUGGGGCUUCUCAAAUCACCCACUUAAACAACCCCUCCCCCGAACUGGAAUAAAUGAUGCAAAUUGGGCCUCCUGCAGUUUGCAUAAUCACAACAUUUGUUUUGUGGAGUGGGAGCUAUAAUGGAAUUCAGAAUUUAUCCUUAGUUCAUUUCUCUAAUAGUCUGGUGGUUGAAAGGUUUACAUUAUAGAUCUUCAGCCAGUGGGCUGGGACCCACAGGUGGGUUGCGAGGCCAUCCCAGGGGGUUCACGGCCAAGCUGUUGCCGCCAUGUUGGAUUCCAGCUAAGGUUGACCAAAUGGAAAGGGCACUUACAGGGGUGUCCGGGCUCUUGCACACAUUGAUCCGAUGAGAUACUCACUGUAUCCACUUCCAUGCGUGCUGCAAAGUGCAAAGCAGCAGGAGAAAGGCAAGAACCUUAUUCGGUAAGGAAUAUAUCUCUGGCCAAUUGUAGGCCUCACUUUCCUAUAGCUAUGCCUGUAGUGAAAGAGUUCUCUAUGGGGUACAGUUACAGGUAGGCAGCUGUGUUGGUCUGCCAUAGUCAAAACAAAAUAAAAAAAUUCCUUCCAGUAUCACCUUAGAGACCAACUAAGUUUGUUAUUGGUAUGAGCUUUCGUGUGCAUGCACACUUCUUCAGAUACACUGAAACAGAAGUCACCAGACCCUUAUAUAUAGUGAAAGGGUGGGGAGGGGUAUUACUCAGAGGGGUGGUGGGAAUUGGUGAUUGGCUGAUAGGUGUGGUAAGCCUGUUGACGACUGUUAAUGACUGCAACUGGUCUUACAGAAAAAAUCAAGGGGCGAGAUGGCUAAAAAUAGCUAUAUCAUGUAUAAUGAGAUAAGAAUCCAAUGUCUCUAUUCAGACCAGGUCUCUCCAUGGUUUUAAGUUUGGUAAUAAGUUGCAAUUCAGCAACUUCUCUUUCCAGUCUAUUUCUGAAAUUCUUUUGUAAUAAGACAGCUACUUUGAGAUCUUGUAUAGAAUGUCCUGGGAGAUUGAAGUGUUCUCCUACUGGUUUCUCUGUCUUGUGAUUCCUGAUCACAAGAUUUAUGUCCAUUUAUGGGGUACAAACACUCUGUUCACAUUCUAGUCCAUUUCUACGGCUCUCGUGACUUCUUCCAGAAUAGAGCUAUGCUGGUGACUAGAACGCAGAAGUGCACACUUCUGCACAAGGGAGCACCCUGGUGGGUUGCUUGGUUGCCAUCAUGGCAGCAGCUGGAGUCCCAGGAAGUUACAUCAUAAGUCGGGCUGCAGGAGAUGAGAGCUGGAAGGAGCAGGAAUGCCUCACCAUCCUCUCACAGUAUUGCUGUGAGGAUAAAAUGAUGAGGGGGAUAACCUUGAGCUCCUUGGAGGAAAAGUGAGAUAUAAAUGCAGUGAUAAAUGAAUAAAAUAAACAAUAAUAAAUCACAUCAUUUCCAGUGGGAGAGAGUUUAGUGGAUACUUACCCUCCCUUUUGAAAUCAAUAGAACUGAACCUUCGCUUGAACAUAUGCUUUCUCCUUGUUUGUUUUGAACAACAGGCACAUUUUUACAUGUUCUCCCUGUGACCAUAUGGACUACAGCCUUUUUUUAUAUAUAUAUAAAAAAUAUCAGAGUUAAGAUUUCUUCCAGUGGACUCUAUCCUUGAUAUCCUGUCAUCUACAACUGGUUCAUGGUUAUGUUGAUUUCCAGGGUCCGUGGCUGGCUAGGUUUAUGUUUUUUUGUUUUUUUUUAAAAAUGUUACUUUUGAAUAUGAGUUCAUAGAAGAGAUGUAAGGAAAUAUUGCGUAGCAUUGUGGGCAUGAAUAUUGCAUGGUGACUUUGCCACAAACACACAUCAAAUUAUCUUACCUUUGAAAUAUUAAAAUUUUGUACUUUUUAAUAAAAUAUGUGCACCAUCCCUCUUUGCAGCUCCUGACUUCAUUGCACACACAACAAACUUCAUUACAAGAAUCUACCCCAAAGGAACCAGGACAGACUCUUCAAAUUAUGAUCCACAAGAAUUCUGGAACGUUGGGUGCCAAAUGGGUAGGCUUUUCCAUCUAAUUUUAUGUGAUGUCUUUGCAUGCAUGAAACACCAAAAUAGGUUUAGAUAUAUGGCUUAGAUUUGAUAAUGUCUCACAUGGAUGAAAGCAGGUUGGGGGCUGACAUAUAUUGGAAUCUAGAGUGCUUUUGGGUUGCAGUCACAGGCCAGAGGGCUGAGGAGGGCAAUAAGGUUAAGGUAGGUGUGUGGAACUUCUGUCCCUUCAGAUAUUGCUAAACUAGAACUCUGAUCAGCUCCAGAAAGUGUAGCCAAUGGCCAGAGUUGAUGAGAGUGAUAUUUCAGCAGCAUUGGGAGAGCCGAAGAUUCUACACACCUGGAGACAGUAAAGCAAAGAAGCAUCAAACACAUUGGCCAGUCUGAGAUGUAAUGGAGAACCAUAGUGGAGAGUCGGGGCAGGGUGAAUCAUGUGGUCCUCCUCCUCCUCUCUUUGUGCACCGGGGGAUGUGCAAAGUAUCUUUUUGUAACAGACUAACCACAGUUCCCUGUGACAUUUGAACUCAGGAAACCAUGGUUUGUGUAAACAAUGAUUCCAGCACAAGCCAGGUUCUGAAGCCAUGAUAUGAGCAUUACUCAUUAACCAUAUUUUAAACAAAGGGCAGUUGCCUCCAUUUGGAUGUCAUGGAAGGCUGUACACAUUUUAAAAUCAGAAAUGAAAGCAUCCAAUCUGCUUGAAAGAGGAGGCUGGAAAGAGGCGGAGAUGUGGUGGACUGCAACUGCCAUCAUCAUGCUGGCUGGGCCUGAUGGGAGUUGUGGUCCAAUAAUUUAUGGAGAGUGGAAGGUUCCCCAGCCCUGACCUGAAUGCAGCCUUGAUGAUAGCGGACAUAUGGCUGAGUCAAAAUUGCAAUCCCUCCUGCUCAAAAAUAUGCUGUGCUGGCCUUCUAAACAGAUGUCUAAGUCCUCUUCCUGUAGCACACUGCCUAAUGUUUAUGUCUUAACUUGUUUGUCAUUGCAAUGGGAAAUGUAACAACAAAUUCAUUAUAUGAAGCCAUGUACUUUCUUUCAUCCUGCGGCAGUUGGGGGGAAGAACAAAAAUACUAAUUACAUCUCUUCCUGCUCAUUGCUUUCAUUUUUCGCUCCUCUUUAAUGGCAUGUGUGUAAUGCAUAACAAAAGAUAAAGUGAUCUGUUUAGUGAUAUUAACUCCUUGCCUCUAAAAGCUUUGACUGGGUGCAUUGUUGGCAGUGGACAGUUUCCUGGCAUGAAAGGAUCAUUUAUUGAGUGCCACUCAGGACUCAGGCAGCCUGCACUGCAGGAAAUUGGAUGAUUUGUAAAUGUCACUGCAGCACCCAGAACUGAAUGGGUGACAUGCGGAAGGAGUGACUUUAUUUCUAUGAAAUUAAAAGGUUCUGAACCAAAGAGUUUUGCCCUUUGAGAUAUAACUAUUUUGAGCUUGUCCGCAUGCUGCCAAUCAUCAGAUUUGUAUGAUGGGAAUAGCAAUACAGUCUGGGGGGGGGGAGAGAGAGAGAGAGAGAGAGAGAGAGAGAGAGAGUCAGUCCCUUGUGAAUGUUGAAGCUAUGCAUGCAUGUUGAGUUGGAAGUAUGUUCCAUCAAGCUCAAUGAGACUUUGGCUGCAUCUACACCUGCUGUCUAAAACACAAUUGAAGCACAUGGCUGAAAAAACAACCCCAUGGAAACUGUAGGUUUUUAAGAUGUUUGGCAAUAGUAGCUCUGUGAGGGGAUAAACAACAGUUCCUGGGAUUAUUGGAGGAAGCCAUGUGUGUUAAGUGUUCUUUAAAUGCAUAGCAUAGAUGUGAUCUUCCUCCCAAGCAAAACUGCAACAAGACUGCAGCCUUAAGGUCUACAAGCUUCCUUAUCAAACUGUCACCUAUAUUUAUUAUAAUCUCUGUUCCAUUUAAAUGCCUAACAGAUGAAAGUUUUACCCACCUGGUGCCCACCAGAUGUUUUCAACUUGAACUCCCAUCAGCUUCAGCCUGCAUGGUCAUGCUGGCUGAGGUUGAAAUGAGUUGCAAUCCAAAACAGCUGGAGAGCGUCAGGUUAGUGAAGGCUGAUUUACAGGAUAGAUGAGGAGGUUGUGGUGGAAAUAUCUACCUUACCUAUCUAGUUUUAUUUAAUUCAUGACCUCGCUUUGAAGUGUUCUCCAGCAACAGAACACCCAAUGAAACAAAACACAACCUAAGCAGAACAAUAAAACUACCAAAAAGAAUGCCAAGCAGAGAAGCUAAACAGCAGUCAGUAAAUCUAGAUGAAAUCAAUUAGGCAAAUUAAAGAUCAGAAGAUUGUCUAAACAGACAGAAAAUCUUUAGGUUCCAACUUUGGCAUCUCCAGCUAAAAGGUUCUUAUAGGAGGCAAUGGGAAAUAGCUUUCUCUGCUUAAGAUAUUGGACUGCCGUGGGGAGAAAAAAAUGGACAGUACUAGGCUAGAUGGACAAAUGGUUUAACUUGAUUCAAGGCUGCUUCUGUGCACCUUUUGAGCACAACAGGUCUUUAAAUCCCAUUUGAAAGGGUCAAUCUUCCGACUUCAGGUGUUACCUAGUCCAGGUGGCACUACUAGGAAUGCUCUUUCUGCAGUGCCUGCCAAACUAAUGGACAGGGAUGGGUAACCUCAUGCCCAGGGGCCAAAUAUGGUCCUUCAUUAUCUGGUCCUCAAAACCCUCCCCAGACCCCACCCUACCCCAGCCCUGCUUCACACUCCAAGUGCCUUGCAGGAACAGGCCCUUGACUACUGAUAAUGACUCUUGGUUCUCUGGAUGGAGGUUAGAGAGUAAUCAUAGGCUCAUAGAAUUGUAGGGUUCAUCUGAGGCUAAUCUAGUCCAACACCCUUCAAUGCAGGGAUAUGCAGCUGUCCCAGACAGGGAUCAAACCUGCAACUUUGGCAUCAUCAUCAUCAUGCUCUAACCAACUGAGCUAUCUGCAUGUGUAGAAACUAGGCUGCUGUACAAAGAUGAAAUUUAGAAUUGCUGCUCCACCCAGUUCUGCCCUAGACACCCCCAGCCAAGGAAGGUACACAUCUGAUAGUUAAUUCUUUAUUGACAAAAACAUGCACUUACAGCAACUCCCACAGUGCUCUGGAUACACAUGGAAACACCCUUCUAGCCUCUAGGAAGUUUUCCCUAGCUCUGUGUCCCAUGGAGCAGUUGCAUAGGAUAGAUUAUGAAACCAUCAAGAGGUUUUCUGAACUGCAUUUUAAAGCCUGGGGAGGUAUGUUAUCCCACGAUCCCCAUGAGAUGUGCACAGGAGCCAGGCAAAGAGGCUACAAGCACGUGCUGAUAUAGGUGCGUAGAGCAAAAUGUGCAAGUGUUGGGGUAUGUGAUCAUUGCAUGCACCAGAAAUUCAGAGGCCCAACCCUUGCAGUUUCAUCACUCCCAUUUGUUUUUUCAAUGUCUCUGUAUGUGUGUGUUUCAUCAGAUCCUGGUGUGUGUGUGUGUGUGUGUGUGUGUGUGUGUGUGUGAAGGGGGAAAUAUUUCUGAAAAUCAGUCAUUACUUCAGUUGCAUUUAAAAACAACAACUGCUCACACAAUACCUUGUAUGCAACUGAAAAUAUCUCUUCCCCCACUUGCAGUGGCCUUAAACUUCCAGACACCCGGAGUACAGAUGGAUCUACUGAAUGGAAAGUAUUUGGACAAUGGUGGCUCUGGUUAUAUCUUAAAACCAGAAUUCCUGAGAAAGAGAGACACAGACUACAACCCACAUGACGUAAACAUGAAAUUCAGAGCGCUUACACUAACAGUAAGGGUAAGAAGGUUUCAUUCCACCUUUUACUUAUCAUUCAUAUAUGAUACUUAUGUUAUGUUUUAUAAACCACUGAGCCUCUUGGGCUUGCUGAUCGGAAGGUUAGCAGUUUGAAUCUGUGAGAUGGGGUGAGCUCCCAUUGCUCUGUCCCAGCUUCUGCCAACCUGGCAGUUCGAAAGCAUACCAGAGCGAAAAAGACAACAGUGACUUUAAAAAGGAAUGGGAAUUUUUUUUACAAGCUAUUUGCAGAAAUAACAAAAAGAAAUGUACUCAAUGUCAAGAUGUGAAUAAACUUUCACAACUUUAUUGAAUUUCAAAAUGGAGGAUGACAAUGUAACAACAUUUAAUAGUAUAUAUACAUGUAGAAUACAACAAACAAUGUAACAAACCAGAGGAGGAAAAUGAGGGACACCAGGUGGAGGGUGGGGAUUGUAAAGGUAGGAUUGGAUUAUGGUACAUGAUAUUUGUAAUUAUAAAACUUUAAUAAAAAUGCUAUUAAUAAAAAAUAAUAAUAAAAGAAAGCAUACCAGAGCAAGCAGAUAAAUGGGAGAGGUAAAUGGCGUUUCCGUGCGCUCUGGUUUCCAUCACAGUGUCCUGUUGUGCCAGAAGCGGUUUAGUCAUGCUGGUCACAUGACCUGGAAAGCUGUCUGUGGACAAAUACAAGCUCCCUCGGCCUAAAAGUGAGAUGAGCGCCACAACCCCAUAGUCGCCUUUGACUGGACUUAACCGUACAGGGGUCCUUUACCUUUACCUUACUUCUCCUAAGCUCUAUUUUUUUUUUUUAAAAAAGACAAUAUCCCAAAUUCAUUAUUGGUUUAACAUUUCAGUUGUACAUCUCUAGUGACUCUUGGCCCAUGUGCCCACAGGUAAAAUCCCUACCCUGCCCCGGUGAGGGAAGCUGCGUAAGUCUAGCCAAGCAUGGUUAAGUCCUUUCAAAUCCAACCAGCUAGGGCAGUGCAAUGCAUCUCUUUCUAAGCAGUGAUCAGCACCCUGGACAGCUCACAGUGGACUUCCCCAUUGGCUCAGUCCUGUUCAGUGGCAGGCAGGCAGCGGUUCAGUGGUGGCAAGGACGGGGCCAUGAACCCACAGGGUUUUUUAUGGGUGCCCUGCCCCCCCAGGGCCCCCUGAAGUUGGCGCCUAUGGCCCCAGUUCAUCAAGGUUGAUGGCAGUUGUAGGCCAGCAACAUUUGGAAGGCCACAGGUUCCCUAUGCAAGAUCUGCACUGAUAGCAUCCAGAGUUUCAGACAGGAGACUUUCCCAGCCCUACCUAAAGAUGCAAACCUAUUCCUCAAAAUUUCCACUUAUCUCAAUUUGCAGUGUAGUUGUGCAAUCAGACAAUGUGUACAGAAUUCAUAUAUUUGGGGAGAAUGUGCAUGAAGAUAAACACAUUAGGGAGAAUAACAUACAAAACGCACCAUAUUAGGGGAAAUUGCUUGCAAAACUGCAUACAAAACUGUGUUUACAGGGAGAAAAAAGCAGACGAAUUUCCCCAGAUUGCUGUAGAAAUGUUGAGAACUGAAUGUAAGACUGGUACAGUGACAAAUGGGGAAAACCAGAAUUGACAGAUCCUUCCAUCCAUGCUCAGAACAGACACACUGAAAUUAAUAGACCUUAGUUAGUUGUAUCCAUUAAUUUCAAUGGGUAUAUUCGUGAGUAGGAGUAAUAGUAAUAGGAGUAAUACAACCCAUGGAUUUAAACAGCAUACUUUGAACUAAGAAGAAUGCAAUAAUUUUAGGAGCAGCCUUAAUCAUGAGAGCUAAAUGGGGGCUCCAUAUUCAGAAGUACAGACUUUAUGUUCAGGGUAUGUACAUUUUCAUACCAGAGACUGAAACCAAAAAAAGGUGAUGGCGGCACAAUACCAGGAACUGCUGGAAUCCAUGUGGCUGCCUCAUGUGGUGAACUGUUGAACUUCAGUUGGCAACCAUCUCAGAUUGACCUUCUGGAUUGACUCUGCUCACCCAAACUGAUCGCUAGAUCUUUCUGGACAGAAGAGAGUUUAGAGAGCCUCUUUUCUCAAGCUAAACCUUGCUUGAGCAACAAGAUCUGCCUGAGCACUUCCCAUAUCUUGUAUUUUCCUCUUCAUCUGGAUCCCUGCCUUCAUAAUUCUUUCUCUUGCAUCCUGAUAAUUCUUUGGUCUCCUGCCUUUGGCCCACUUCCCUGUUGUUUCUUAAUUUUUACUCCAGCCUCUCAUUUCCCAGCUCCUAAAUUUCUCCAGACUUGCCCAUGACCCAGCACUCACUUCACGGCCAACUUGUGAUCUUCACAGAAACAUGCAGUUGGCUGUGUUUGGAAGCAGAAUGCUAGAUGGGUCUUUGGUCUGAUCCAGUAGGGCAGUUCUGAAUUGGGAAACCCUUCCUGGAGGCAGAGUUUUCUGUGGGCAACCCUAAUCAUGCCUACUCAAAACUAGGGAUGCCAAAGAAUUCAGAAACAGGAGCAGAAAUGGCCAUUGUUCACUUACUUAUCCCAUGUCUGGAAGAGAAAUCAAUUCAGCAAGUACAAUUGGUAUUAGCUGCUGUUUUUGCUGCCAGUCUGUAAAUGAUACACAAUUGCUUAUGUUCCCCCCAUCGGUUUUGUAUUUCCUUUGCACGGAAAUGAAGGGGGCGGAAUAACAUCAACAUAACUGAUGCGAUUUAUCUAAUUAAUUACGUAACUUAUGUAAAUUUUGCCACCAUGGAUAGCGAGACAAAUAAUGUAGUUUUUGGCAGAAAACCGACUGCAGCAGAACAGAAACAAUUCUGCAUGCAAAGAACGCAGAGCAGCAUGGAAAAUGAUACCUUAUUAGAUCCCAACUCUGAAGUAAGUCCCACUGAAUUCAAUAGGGCUAGGAUAGGAAUGCAGGAGUAUAGUUACAGUUUACCCUCUCUAGCCCCCUAGCUACAAUGUAUCCCCGGAUUGGGAUUAAAUCUAAUUUGCAGCAUCCAAGAAUGAAACUGAACUUUCCAAAAAUUCUGGCAUUCUGCUUACAAGGCAGCCUCAUUAAAUACUGUUAUUUACAAGGAUCUCGUUCUCAGUACACCUAGGUCAUUCUUCAGCUGCAAUUUAGAACAUUACCGUAGCAUGUUGAAAAUAGAGAGAGGCAAAUUGAAUUAAACCUUUCAGGGCAAGCUGUGAUAUUCAUGUACAGAGAUGGUUCUGGAAAAUUGCCUGUUUGAACAAAAAUAAAUCAAACAGGUUUGAUUUAUUAUCUGUAAUAUUUCCUGGUACUCUCCUGUGCUUGUUGUUGAAAAUACCUCAAAUACUAUAAAUUCUGUGGCCAGCAAGCUGCAAAUAGUUAUCAAAGACAUUUGACAGGUUAUUAAAUACCAGCGGUGUACAGUGUGUGUGUGUUUGGGGGGUGGAGGUGGUCUGGCUACAGAAUAAGCAUUCUCUUCCCAUCUUGCCAACCUUUAACAAAGAUUUUGUUUACCAUUUUUUUAAAAAAUGCGUGUUAAACAAGGCCAGAUAUUUUUCUCCCUCCUUCAUAAGGAAUGGUUGAGGGAAUUGGUAUGUUUAGCCUGGGUAAAGAGAAGAUGUGAUAGCCAUCUUCAAACAUCUCAAGGGCUGUCACAUGGAGGAUGAAGCAAGCUUGUUUUCUCCUGCUCCAGAGGCUAGGGCCCCAACCAAUGAAUUCAAGUUACAAGAAAGGAGAUUCUGACUAAAUAACAGGAAGAACUUUCUGACAGUAAGAAGGAUUCAGCAAUGGAACAAUCUUCCACGAGAGGCGGUGGACUUUCCUUCCUUGGAGAUUUGUAAGAAGAGGUUGGACUGAUUUGUGGAGAAUUGGUCUAUCAAAGAGUAUUGGUGAAAAAGAACCUCCAUAUUCAAAGGCAGGACAACCCUAAUGCAUUAAGAGGUAUAAUACACCUGACAAGUAGAAGUAGAACAUAGACAUCAAUAGCCUUGUCCUCCAUGAAUUUGUCUAACCCUUUUUUAAAGCCAACCAAUUUCCUGUGGGAUUGAGUUUCACAGUUUAACUAUACACUGUGAAAAAGCACUUCCUUUUAUCUAUGCUGAAUUUUCCAACAUUCAGCUUCAUUGGAUUAAUGAAUUAUUGCAUCGUAGUUUUGUUUUGUUUUUAAAAAACAAAAACAAAAAAAACUUUGAGGUUUUGGUAAUGAAAGCUUUCUGUCAGGAAAUCUUAUCUGCCAUUAUGAUUCAUCUGAUUAAGAAACCCUGACAAGCUUCUGAGAAACUCCCGAAGUUUUCCAAAGUAUAAUUUGAAAGUUAGUGAAUCAUAUGAACCAAGAAAGUGUUUGAGAUAUAGGUAUCACCCAAGCACUAUGGGGGUCUAUGCCUAUGCAUUUUGUGUUAUACAAUAUUGGUCCUGGACGACUCUGUGUUCUGCUGAUUUUAUAACAUCUUAUUUUUAUGUUUAUGGUAAAGUGAAUCUUUUCUAAAGCAUUUAAAUCAUAUAUACUUAUGGAUGUUUUUCCUCCUUCCGCAGCAGUUAAUGGAUGACUCCUGUUGUUGACAGUAGGAGAAAGAUUGAACGCUAUAUAGGGAUCCAUGCUAUAGCAAUCUUCUUAGUAGAGCUAAUGGUUGUAAUUCUGAAAAUCUCAAGAGAUUUAAAGAGGAUGACACCGUGGAGUGCUGUAGUAUUUAUUUAUGUGGCAUUUUCAAAGCUCUCAUCCCAGGGUUGAAUUGGACUGUGAAAUUUCACCGUUUGUAGUCCAGAGGUUGCUGGACUACAACUCCCAUCACUUCUGACCAUUGGCCAUGUUGGCUGGGGUUGUAUCAUGUGAAAUUUGUAAAUUCAGAAAUUCAGAGAGUGCCCUCCAUCAUUUGAUGCUGGGGCUGUCUACCCUCAUAAUAUAACCACACUAGCAAUAUUGUUGUCAUAAAAUAAUGAUGAUGGGUUGUCUCCCAUGCUUGUCCCAGUUAGAGUAGAACUACUUAGAGUUAUUCUGAGUAAUUCUUACCUGGAUACAAUCCCAUGUUGUUGUUGCAACAAGAGCAAAAACAGAAAAAGGUAGAGUGAAUCAAUUUCAGCACAGUAAAAGGUAAAGGUAAAGGUACCCCUGACUGCUAGGUCCAGUUGCGGAUGACUCUGGGGUUGUGUGCUCAUCUCACUCUAUAGGCCGAAGGAGCCAGCGUUUGUUCACAGACAGCUUCCGGGUCAUGUGGCCAGCAUGACUAAGCCACUUCUGGCAAACCAGAGCAGUGCACAGAAAUGCCGUUUACCUUCCUGCCGGAAGGUAUCUAUUUAUCUACUUGCUAUUUAUCUACUUGCACUUUGAUGCGCUUUUGAACUGCUAGGUGGGCAGGAGCUGGGACCGAGCAACAGGAGCUCACCCCGUCGCGGGGAUUCGAACUGCCGACCUUCUGAUCAGCAACCCUUGGAGUCCUCACUUGCCCAUGGGUUUUUUUUGGAGGGGGCGCCUAGCCCUGGCACUCACCCCCAAAUCCCUAGCAGCCCACACCAUGUCGUCUUUUAUUCAGAUGACACGGAGCGUGCUGCCAUUCCACACUAGUUCUCUUUAAGUGUGUGGGGUGAACAUGUGUAGACAGAAAAAGGGGAGUGGGCAGACAAGCAGGCACCUUGAGUUCAGCAUCUCCAGAGGAACCAGCGUCACUUCAGAUCUUCCAACAAUGAAAGGAGAAGUCUCAAAGUGGAUUCUUGUGGGAACGUAUCUCUGUAAUUUGAGCAAUUCAUUCAUGCUGGCGGUUGAUUUCCUUUAUGUAGAUUAUCAGUGGUUGCCAGCUGCCUCCAAGCAACCUCUCCAAGAGUAAUAAGGCUGAUCCUGUAGUCAAGAUAGAGAUUCAUGGAGUUCCUGGAGAUAUGAAUAAACAGCAGACUUCUGUCAUAAAGAACAAUGGUAAGUCUAAUACACCUGAACUUGGGUAAGAUGUUCAGCGGAGCUCUGUUCAAAAACGCAUGUCCAACAACUAGAUUUCCCCUCCUGUUUCUUGCAGCUUUGAAUCCUAGAUGGAAUGAAACAUUCACGUUUAACAUCAAUGUUCCCGAUCUUGCCUUAAUACGCUUUGUUUUAGAAGAUCAGAUGGCACUAACUGCAAAUGACUUCCUCGGUCAAUUUACUUUGCCAGUUAUGAGCCUGAAUAAAGGUAAGAUUAAGCAGGGAUGGGAGGAGUCAGCAUGCACACACACAAUAUUUGUGCAUGCAUAGGUUUCCCCAUUCAUUGUGGAGUUUGAGACAAUUUUGCACAUGUGGUCCCUCUGCGCUGAUACAGCUGCCCUAUUGCUGGAGUGGCUGCAGAGCUCUAGAUUGUGGUGAAAUAACUUGAUUACAGUUUUGUACAGAGGAAUUAAAUUAGCCAAAUCAGCCAUAGACAAAGGCAGCCUUUAAAUCAAUAUAGUCAUUUUAGGAGAAUUUAAAAGUUUGUGCGAUAGAAAUCCAUCAAACGGGUUCAUACUUGUUUUGUAGCUACAAUAUUUAUUUAUUUAAAAAACCCCUCCCACAUAAAAUCAGUUUAUAAAAUAUUUCUUUGAGUUUAAUAUUAUAUCCACAACCCAAUGAAAUAUCCAUAGAAUUAUUAAGCUGUAUUUCAGGCUACAUGAACCGUCUUGAAAUAUUUAGUCUCUAACAAGACAACAAAGUCUAUGUGCUGUCAGACUAAAUCUUGCAAUGCUAUUAUGGAAGAGGAAGAUGUCUAUUUAUCAAUAUCAAGGCACAGGAAAACCACAAAUAAAAAUGCAUUCAAAUCUACCAGUAUGAAGUUAGCAGUACAAAAUAAAGAGAGAUUAUUACUUUAAAUGGCAUACAAGGAUGAUUUUCUGGGAAAGCUAAAGUAAAUCUCUACUGUCAAGAGUGCCAAAAGAAAUGAAGAAGCAAAAUAGUUAGACAACUUUCUUUUUUAUUUUGCAAGAUCAAAAGAACUUUUCCUUCUAUGACAGAAGCAGUGAACAUUUUUCAGCUUGAGGGCCAUAUUCCCUCCUGGGCAACCUUCCAGGGGCCACAUGGAUGCAAAUUUGACCUUAUGUGGUCAGCUAGUUUCUACAGUGGACCUUGUCCAUUCAGACAAGCAAGAGGCAUUGUGAGUGUUUAAGAACACAUUGCAGCCAGGCAAAAGCACCUGGGAGGCAAACAGGGCCAGUGAGGAGUGUGGAUUGAGGAGAGUUCCAAGGACCAGACAGAGAGACCUGGAGGGUCAGCUUUGGCCCUUGUGAUGACCCCCACCCCAGAACCAUACACUCACCUCUCUCUCUCUCCUUCAGGCAAGCAGAAGGCACCUUCAGAAGAUACGUUUCAAGCAUUCAAUGGGGUUACAAAACAGGGCCACUGGGAGCUGUGUCUGCAGAGCGUUUGUGGCCUGGGGAGAAUUGGAGGGCCAGAUCUCCAUAUUAUCCAAUACUCUGUGUGUUCUGCAGGGGACACAUAGGUCUCUUAAGAAGCAAUCAUAGUUGCUGGGAGUGUGGCCAAUAAGAAUAAGAAUAAUUUAUUAUUUAUACCCCUCCCAUCUGACUGAGUCUCCCCAGCCACUCUGGGUGGCUUCCAACCAAAUAUCAAAAACAAUAUGGCGUCAGACAUUAUAAACUUUCCUACACAGGUGUCUUUUAAAAGUAAAAUAGUUUAUUGCCUUGACAUCUGCUGGAAGGGCGUUCCACAGGGCGGGCGCCACUACCAAGAAGGCCCUCUGCCUGGUUCCCUGUAACCUCACUUCUCGCAGUGAGGGAACCACCAGAAGGCCCUUGGUGCUGGAUCUCAGUGUCCGGGCAGAAUGAUGGGGGUGGAGACGCUCCUUCAGCUAUACAGGACCGAGGCCAUUUAGGGCCUUAAAGGUCAGUGCCAACACUUUGAAUUGUGCUCGGAAACGUACUGGGAGCCAAUGAAGAUCUUUCAGGACCGGUGUUAUAUGGUCUCGGUGGCCACUCCCAGCCACCAGUCUAGCUGCCGCAUUCUGGAUUAAUUGCAGUUUCCGAAUCACCUUCAAAGGUAGCCCCACAUAGAGCAUAGGCCAAGGGGCUGUAGGAUGCUGAGGGUCCACACCCCUGCCAUGGGCAGAGCAGGAAGUCCAUGGGUGGAGGCCUCUCUAGUGUGGCAGAGUAGGAAGCCCGUACAUGGAGGCCUCUCAGAGCUCUCCACUGACAUUUCUCAUCUAGCAGUGAUCCACAGGGCCAGAAAAUGGGGUGUGCCAUGGGGUGGCAGAGAGAAAAGCAAAUUCUCCACUGGGCAUACCCAAUUUCUUUGACCAGGCUGCAUUAGCUCUCUGGAAGAACCUGGUCUCUUGCUUUUCCACAUAGGUAGUUCCCCAAGGAUUGUAUGAACAUGGCUGCACACACAACAUGCAUUUGAAACACAUUGAAAGCGCAUAACUGCCCCUUCCCCAAGAAUCCUGGGAACUGUAGUUUAACCCUCCCAGGAUUACGAUUCCUUCCAUUCUUAACAAACUACAGAACUGGGGAUUUGGGGGCAAAGGAAACAAUGUGCUUUAAAAGCAUGGUCUGUAUGCAUCACAUGUGUGGAUUUACUUUUUAAAAAAUUGGCAUGGUUUUUUUUUUAAAAGCUCCUUCCUUCAUCAUAUAUUAUUGGAUGUGCAUUUUAGAUUUAGGACAUUGUUUGGGGAAAAAAUCUUCUUCCUUCUUGGUUUGUUUCUAGGAUACCGCCAUGUUCCAUUGGUCUCCAAGCUCGGAGUGACCCUCAAGCCCGCCUCGCUCUUCGUAUAUAUCUGGUACUGCUUUCAUGUCCUGAGUUAAUGUCAUCACUACUCCUCCCAGCUGCGUGUUUAAUAAAGCAACCAUAAUCAAAGCAGAAGGCACCCGAUUCCUUCACACAGCACACACGUAGCUAAACUAUGGAAUUUGCUCCCACAAAAUGAAGUGAUGGCCGCCAGCUUGGAUGGCUUUAAAAGGAGACAAGUCAUAUCUGUGGAGGAAUAAUAGAACUGAAGAGUUGGAAAAGACCCCGAGGUCCGUCUUGUCCAACAUCCUGCAAUGCAGGAAUCUCAACUAAAGCAUCCAUGACAGAUGGCCAUCCAACCUCAGCUUAAAAACCUCCAAUGAAGGAGAGUCCACAGCCUUCUGAGGAAGUCUGUUCUGCUGUUGAACAGCUCUUACUGUCAGAAAGUUCUUUCUGAUGGUUAGUUGGAAUCUCCUUUCUUGUAACUUGAAGCCAUUGGUUUGACCCCUACCCUCCAGAGCAGGAGAAAACAAGGUUGCUCCAUCUUCUCAUGUGGCAGCCCUUGAGAUAUUUGAAGCUCCUUAUGCCUCCUUCUUUUAUUUCUUGUUGGAAUUGGUGUCUUCAGUACUUCACCAUUAAGAAACUCCCAUCCAUCUUGAGCUUCCUUCUCAUUGAGUAUGGGAUCUCACCCAGUAGUUCCUCAAGCUUUUUGAAACCAGCCUUCUUAAAGUCCAGAGUGCAUGUCCAACUACAGUAAGCUUUCCCUUGCCUCUGAAUCAUGAAACCCAAGAGGACAUGGUCACUUCCUCCUAAGGUUCCCAGUACUUUUGCUUCAUUGACCAGCUUUUCCCUGUUGGUGAGGACUAGGUCCAAGGCAGAUGAUCCCCUUGUUGCUUCUUCCACCUUCUGGGAAAUGAAAUUGCCAGUGAGGAUAUGGCUACCAAUGGCUCUUAGCCAUGAUGGCUAAGUUCUGCCUCCUCUGUUGGAGGCAGUAUUCUUCUGAAUGUCAGUUGCUGGGGAUCACAAGUGCAGAGUUGUACCCAGGUCCUGCUUGCAGGCUUCCCACAGGCAUCUUGAUGGCCACUGUGAGAACAGGAAGCUGGACUAGAUGGGCCAUUGGUUUGAUCCAGGAGGGAUCUUCUUAAAGGUGCUAGGUAGAGGCUUGCACUAGCACACAGAAGUUAAUGAGAUGACUUCUGUGACGUAAUGGACUGGAUUUGCAUGAUAGCAAAUAUUUGCACUUAUCUAUUUAUUUUUUUAAAAACCUUUUGUGCAAGAGCAAAUUCUUUGCAGUGCUUUGUGUCUCCCUCUAGCUGCUAUUGCAUUUGGAGCUCAUUUCCAGUGUUUAAUCCUCUGCCCUUCAAGGAAAAUACCAACACCGCUUUUCAGAAUGGUGCUGUGGCAGAGGUAUGGUAAUGAAUGUUAGCUUCUUAAUACACAGUGCCUGCAACAGAACAUUGCCACAUGUCCUCAGCUGCAAACAGGAAUUCAGAGUUUUAGCCAAGCUUCCUUCACCUCAUGCCUUAGUUGUUGACUAGAAGAGUUUUGCAGCAAUUGGCGCACCUAAGUGAUGAUGAUGAUGAUGAUGAUGAUGAUAAUAAUAAUAAUAAUAAUAAUAAUAAUUUAUACCCCACCCAUCUAGCUGGGUUUCCCCAGCCACUCUGGGCGGCUUCCAACAAAAUAUUAAAAUACAAUAAUCCUUCAGAUAUUAAAUGCUUCCCUAAACAGAGCUGCCUUCAGAUGUCUUCUAAAAGACUGGUAGUUGUUUUUUCCUUUGACAUCUGGUGGGAGGGCAUUCCACAGGGCGGGCACCACUACCGAGAAGGCCCUCUGCCUGGUUCCCUGUAACUUCGCUUCUUGCAGUGAGGGAACCACCAGAAGGCCCUUGGCGCUGGACCUCAGUGUCUGGGCAGAACAAUGGGGGUGGAGACACUCCUUCAGGUAUACUGGACCGAGGUCGUUUAGGGCUUUAAAGGUCAGUACCAACACUUUGAAUUGUGCCCAGAAACGUACUGAAAGCCAAUGUAGGUCUUUCAAGACCGGUGUUAUGUGGUAUUGGCGGCCACACCUAGUCACCAGUCUAGCUGUCGCAUUCUGGAUUAGUUGUCGUUUCCGGGUCACCUUCAAAGGUAGCCCCACGUAGAGCGCAUUGCAGUAAUCCAAGCGGGAGAUAACUAGAGCUUAAGAAUGAGCUGCAAUGUAGCCGCUGAAAAAUAUCAACACAAGCUUUGUAAAUUAUUGGUAUUGAUAUCCAGUAUUGUGUAAUGAAAUUGUUCAUAGGGGAACAGAUAGGGCCAAAGGCGAGGGUGAUGGACGGCGGCGGCGGGGGGGGGAGGAUGUUGCUCAUGUGAGAUCACAAGAUCCUGAUAUCUCACAAAUGCGCAUUGUGCCUCCUUCCCUAACUUGGGCAGAAGCUUCCUAGGAGGAGCCAAUGGAACAUUUAGAGGACUAGCCUAGUCCCGCUAGUCCACUCACCACACGCCACCGCUAGCUACUAGCCACACUAGCUAUGAUCUACCUCCAGAACAGAGUUAAACUAAGGAAUUAGCUCCCAGAAGAUGUAGUGAAAGCUGCCAACUUGGAUGGCUUUAAAGAGGAUCAGGCAAAUUCAAAGAGGACCAGGCUACCAGUGGCUACUCAUUAUGAUUUGCAUGAACUCCAGUGUUGGAGGCAUUUUGCUUCUGAAUGCCAGUUGCUGGCUAUCACAAACCGUGAGAGAGCUAUCGAGCCCAGGUCGUUCUUAUUAGCUUCCCAUGGGCAUCUUGGUUGGCUACUGUGGGAACAGGAGUUGGACUAUAACUGAGCAGUCAGCUUGAAAGAGCAGGGCUCUUCUUAAGUUCUUAAAUAUUUACUGGUUAGUUACUGGAGUGUGUGGUGCCUUUGCUGGAAGAUAAUUGGUUAGCUUACCAAGAUGACUGACACCUCAGCGUAUCAGGUCAGGGAUUUUUAUUCUUUCAAGUUUCCAAGCUAUGGCAGGUUUUCCUCAGCACACAAUAAUAGACAAGUUAAUUUAAUUGGGGUGGGUGUACCUAUCUAUUCAUUAUGAUGGAUAUGUAUUGUUAUUCGGUUUCUAAACAGUAAUUUUAUAUAGUUUGUGUAAUAAAACAAAAUCGAUGGCAAAAGCAUUAGGUAGGUAGAAAUGAAAUUUCAGUUAGCUUUCAAGGUAUUAAUCGCCUGGGUGGUAGCAUGAGUGAGUUACCAUUAGCGUAGCAUCACAUUUACAGGUGUGAUGUAUCUGAUCCAUUUACCACAAGCCUUGUAUAAAUAUUACUGCAUUUGUGUUUGUGUGGAAUGCAUGUGUUGAAAUGACCAGCCUCAAUAGAGCAAUAACAAGAGAAAAGCAGAGUCAAGACUACAGAACUGCUGGAAAGCAAAUGUCUACAUUUAUCUACAGUAAACCUUAAGGGAACAAAUUAAAAACCCAGUCUACUGAGAAGCCUCUGAAAUCAAUAUUUAUUGAGCUUUAAGGACAGGAAGUUUGAAAAACAGCCAGAGUGAGCUGCCAAAUGCACUUUAUUUUUAGAGGGGAAAGUAAUUUGCCUUUUCAGCCUCCCAAAGCUGUAAUCAGAAUUUUGGCCCUGAUAAUCUUAUAUUGCUUGUGUGGGUGUGUUUUAUAGCCAUUUUUUUUUAAAAAAAGCAUUAAAAUCACAAAUUUUCAGAACUGUGAAGCAUAUGAAGGUCUUUGCUUGAAUAGAUUCGUAUUACGCCUUUCAUAUAUUGCACUCAGUGGAGUGGGACGCUAAUAUCUCCAUCCUUUAUGGCAUCUCUCUCCAAGAGUUGUCCAAAAGGGAAGAUAAUGCCAGUUGCUUUGUUAGUGCAAAGGGCUCUGAAUUAACUCUGUUUCUUGUCCUGAACUCUGUUUCUUUCGCAAUGUGUCCUGUUUUCUACUGGUCAACCUGGCUGAGUUUGUUGGUGGGUCUUAAGACAUGGAUGAUUGGCAAUCCCUCUGCAAUCCCUAACAGGCAACCACUACCCUUCCUUUGAGGCCAGGGCUGGCUAAACUAUUUUGGCCCAGGAGCCACAUUCAGCCUUUGCCAAUCAUCCAGGGGCCACAUAUCAGUUGUGGCUAUUGCCACACCACCCUCUCACAUGCACCCACCCACAACACAUGCAGGCCCGCUAAGAAGGGGUACUGUCUUUUUUUUGCUGCCGCAAGCAAAUUCACUGGGACCCGGAAAAAAUUCCUUGGAGGACCACAUCAGCCCCCAAGGAGAUGGCUAGUUCCCUGCUCUAACAGCAAAUGGGCAUAAGAACAUGAGAACCUGUUGGAUCAGGCCAAUGGCCCAUCUAGUCCAACAUCUUGCUACAACGGUGCCCAACCAGAUGUCUCUGGGAAACCCCCAAACAGGACUUGAGCCCAACAGCAUUCUCACUUCUUGCAGUUUCCACUGUGGCAGCCCGGGCUAAUGUUAGGGGGCCACCAAGAGAAAAGGCAGGAAUUCAGCAUACUGAAAAAAAUCCUCUACAUAUGCGGGUGGCGCUGUGGUUUAAACCACUGAGCCUCUUGGACUUGCCGAUCAGAAAGUUGGUGGUUCGAAUCCCCAUGAUGGGGUGAGCUCCCAUUAUUCUGUCCCAGCUUCUGCCAACCUAGCAGUUGGAAAGCAGGCCAGUGCAAGUAGAUAAAUAGGUACCGCUGCGGCAGGAAGGUAAACGCCAUUUCCAUGUGCUCUGGUUUCCAUGAUGGUGUUCCAUUGCACGAGAAGCGGUUUAGUCAUGCUGGCCACAUGACCUGGAAAGCUGUCUCUGGACAAACUCCGGCUCUCUUGGCCUGGAAGCGAGAUGAGCAACCCCAUAGUCGCCUUUGACUGGAUGUAACUGUCCAGGGGUCCUUUACUUUUUUACCUACAUAUGCAGAUAAAUGUAGAGGCGAAUACGCACAACCUUUCUUGCAAGCACUGCUUGUAUAUAGUGACUGGUCCAACUUGCCUGACUGGGAGUCAGUGUCUAGUAUGGUGUUUCCUUGGUGUUGUGGUAGCAAAUAUAUACAGACAUUCACCACUGCUGUGAUCAAGGCAUGCUUAGAGUGCGACAAGAGUAGGAGACUCUCUCUUGCUUGCACCUUGUGGUGAGAGAAGCAGAGAGAGAGUCUUUGUCUCUUGUUGGACUCUAAGCAUGCCUUGAUCACUGCAGUGGUGAAUGUCUGUAUAUAUUUGCUACCAAUAUGCUUUUAUGCCUGUCAAGUAAAACUUCUACACUUGACUGAAUCUUUAUGGCAUCCAUGAGUGUUUAUUGACUACUGUGUGUACCUUCAACCCCAAAUAUGCUUCCAAGGAAGGAGCUGUGCUUAGAUGUAACUCUGCUGAGUAUGGCUACUGGCACACAUGAACAGUGAAAGUGAUGCCAGACCCAACCCUUCUAAACUGAUGGAUUGAUCCAACAAUUUGCCCAUAAGAAACCAGCUGAUGUGCUUCACGUAGCGCAUGAUGGAUUGAUGGACCUUGCUGCUGCAGAAGAUGCAGUGCUGGCCACAAGCUUAUAUGGCUCCAGAAGGGCAUCCGAUGAAUUCAAGGAAGAUCAAGGUCUACAAGUGGCUACAAAUCAUGAUCACUGUGGCAUCUUCAGGUUUAGAGGCUGUAGAGCACUGAAUACCAUCUGGGCUGCAGUAGUGGGGCUAUGGUCUCCACCUCCUACUUCUGGUCUUCUGGGAGAAGAUGCUGGGUUAGAUAGACCAUUACAAGUAGCAGCCUGUAUGGUGUGGUGGAGCCACCCUCCUGACAUUGACAUCACUGCAAGUUACCCAGAUGAACUGUGGGGAGGGAGCAGUAAGGUCAGGGCUGCAUGAGCACACUGGUUUGAGCAAACCUGCUGCUCCCACCGUUGUGCCUGCAAAGUUCCAACCUUGCAGCUACCCUAACUUGUUCCAUCUCCUUCCCCCUGCCCAAAAAAGCUGCAGUGACACCAGUGUCUGAAGAAUAGCUCCGCCCCACCAGAUUGAUACCUACCAGUCAGAUGUUGGUCUAAUCCAGUAUGGUUCUUGGGUUCUGAGAUUUGCCAAAGCAACACACAGGCAAUUCCAUCCCCAGUCUUCAAAAAUUCUGCCAGGCAUUGUGUGGGAAGCACAUUAACCCUCCUCGCUGCCUCCUCCUCCUCCUCCUCGAGAUAAUCCAGUCUGGGGCUAGAUGAGUAGCUUCCCACAUGGCUAGCCCACCAAGUCCUCUCAAUUGAUUUAUGAUUUGUAGUUAUAACCUGCCCUUCAGUGCAUGGCCCUAGGAUGGGUUACAAAAAUAUCGCAAUAAAAGAGAGAUGCGGAUGAACGUGGAAACCAUAAAGCAAAACCAUAAAAUAAACAAACAGCAGUGCAGGCAGAGGGAAGGCACCCACUCAGACUGACGCCUGGGUCAAGAGGUGCAUGCUUUGAUCAGUCAUCAUAAAGCAUGCACAUCUCAGAGUGGGGUCACUCCAUAACCGGGGUGGGGAUGGAGCACACAGAGAAGACAUUCUCAUGCACCACCACCUUUGAUUAUUGCAACAAUACUCACUUCAUGCCAUAGAGAGUUCCACAGUUUUAUUCCGUAUCAGGUGGCAAAAGUUCUUUCUUUUGCCUGUCCUUUUGACCCUGCUGCCAAUUAACUUCGCUGAGUGACCUCCGAGAUAUAGUAUUAGGAGAGCGGGGAGGGGAAAUAUUGAUCUUUCUUCAGUUACUUCCAAUUUAACAUCCUUAUUUUAUUGGGCUGAGCAGAACUGCACAUAGUUGUUUAUGCCAUGCUUUUCAGAGCAGGGAGGGAUGAGUCUGUCACUUUUGGUUUCUCUCUGUUUCUCUGAAGUUCAGCUUUCCACAUUUCCACAGUACUUUGCAAACCCUUUUAAAAGAAGUCCUCGUGAAACCUCACCUGCAUUUCAGCGUAUUUUUCUCCAGUUAUACACCGCUUGGUAUGCAGUCUUACCUAAAAUGUACCACUUUGCAAACAAUUCUCUCCUAAUAUGAAACAUAUUUUGUUUAGUAUUUUCACUGUUAUAUGCAUUUUUAUGCACACUUUACUGUAUGCAGCCUCUGCAUUUUUGUACACAUCACUUGGUUGGAAAACUGUAUUGCAUAAAUUGGAGAAGUGCCAAUUUCGAAAGAUGGGCCCUUAUUUCAAUUUGUGCUUUGGAAACAGUCAAUCAGAUAGGUUCGCCGCUAAGUGUAAACUGAAACUUCGCCCACCUACUAGCACGGAGAAGAGCUUUAUUAAACAUGAGCCCUGAAAUUUGGGAUUCCCUCUCCGAACUGAAGCCAACGAUUUGUAAUUGUUUUCUGCCACUUUGUACCACAUUUUUUACCACCACCUCCUACAAAGAAGUACAAAAUGCUGGCAUCAGUUUGGAGGGGACCCCAGUUUUGGGGGUUCAUAUUUAAUAAAGCUGCUCUUACUUCCCAAGUAAAUGGAGUAAAUGUCCCAGGAGCAGAAAUCUGAGGGUCAUGACCCAAGAUAGAUAGAUAGGGAGACUGACAGAUAUUAGGACCCACCCUCUUCUUGUGACUGUAGUUUGUUUUUAACAUUGUGCUUUUUAAUGGAUGCAAUGCUCCCUGGGACCUUAUGGUGAAACGCAGGUAAGAAACCAAAAUGAUUGUGUAACUGCUUAUGGUUUACUAUAGUGCUCUGUUCUUUUUCAAAGCAGAGGAGGAAUUUAGAGCAAAAAAGCAGCAUCUGGAGGUGUUCAGAUCUCCACUCAUUGCCUUAUCACUCCAAACCUCUCCUCCCCCAAGCCACUUACCCCACUGGGUUCAAAAUUCUGGUUUGUAAAGGGAAACACAUUUUGAGCCCUGCAGAGAGAAAAGCUGCUAGCGGAAUGAUUUGGAGCAGGUGUGAAAUGGUCAGGAACGUGUUAAACGCCCACGCUGCAUCUCAGUUCUAAAUAACCUGCUCUUGAAGAUGCUUUGAUGUUUACAAAACAGCACUGGAGGAACACGAUGAACCGCAUUAGCGUGCAGUGGGUAAGCCUUCGCUGCGAUUGCAUGCUGGAAAAUAUCCACACAGGCCUUUUAUGCACCUGUGCUAAUGGGGACGUUUUUGUUUUGCAAAUGGAGGGCAGUAAUUCCAUGAAGAUAACGAAAUGACAAUGGACCAUGAAAAAGCCAUUAUAAUUUCCUCGUGAUUAGCAGCUUGCUAUGUGCACUUAGCAACCUCCUCUGUGCUCAUGUUCUCCAAGGCAAACACUUCAGUUAAUGUGGCAAAACAGUUCAUGAGGAAAAGAGGGAGAGACGUCCACAGGAAUGAGUAACUCACUUGCCUGAGACAGCCUUUGGCAGCCUGGUGCCCUCUGUCCUGUGCUGGCUGGGGCUGAUGGGAGCUCUAGUCCAAAAAAAAAUCUGGAAACUUAGCUAAGGCUGACUGGGGUUGAUGGGAGUUGUGGUCCAAAACAUCUGGAGGCUACCAUGUUGGCGCAUCCUGGCUGGGUCUGAUGGGAGAUGUAGUCCAGCUAUCAUGUUGGAGAACGUCAGAAAUAUCUAGGCAACAUGAUGGCCAUGUAGACAAUCUUUAUAGAAUUCCUUCAAACCAUAAUAAGUACAAAAUGAAAUCUUUAGUCUAAAAGUCUCUGAAAAUCUUUAAAUGAAGCGAGGUACCAGACUUUGUACGAUGAAAGACAAGCUGUGAAGCUUUGUGUAUUCAGCAAAUAUGAUGUCCAACACUGAACAGUGAUUCUGGAUAUUGACUACUGUUUCGUAGAAUUCUUCGUCAGCGUGGUGGGAGGAUAUAGAAUUGCUUCAUAAACCCAUCUUAUUUCGAAUGAAUGUAUAUAAAUGAAAAUAUCAAAUUCUGUGGAACAGUGCUCAUGUAAUAAUGUAGUCACUGCUCAUGGGAGAUGUAGUCCAGCUAUCAUGUUGGAGAAGGCUGGCCUAUCACUGCUCAAACUGUAGUAUCUUCCAGUGUGCAGUGUUUUCCUGUAGUUAACUGAAAGUUGUUAAUGGAAUAAUAACAGCAUCACUACCACCAUCACCCUGUGCAAUCGAAGGCAGAGCAGAUCCUUGCAGCUUGUGGGGUGAAGCUGCCCUGGCUAUGUUGGAGGCUGAUGCACGAGCUGUCCCUGGCUUCAGCGUUGAUCCAGCCAAACUGGAAUAAUAGAAUCAUCGAAUUGUAGAGUUGGAAGAGACCCCGAGGUCCAUCUAGUCCAACCCCCUGCAAUGCAGGAAUCUCAACUAAAGCAUCCAUUACAGAAGGUACCCAAUUCCUUCACACAGCACAUACGUAGCUAAACUAUGGAAUUUGCUUCCACAAAAUGAAGUGAUGGCCACCAGCUUGGAUGGCUUUAAAAGGAGACAAGUCAUAUCUGUGGAGGAAUAAUAGAAUUGAAGAGUUGGAAGAGACCCCGAGGUCCGUCUUGUCCAACCCCUGCAAUGCAGGAAUCUCAACUAAAGCAUCCAUGGCAGAUGGCAUCCAACCUCAGCUUAAAAACCUCCAAGGAAGGAGAGUCCACCGCCUUCUGAGGAAGUCUGUUCUGCUGUUGAACAGCUCUUACUGUCAGAAAGUUCUUUCUGAUGGUUAGUUGGAAUCUCCUUUCUUGUAACUUGAAGCCACUGGUUUGGGUCCUGUCCUCUGGAGCAGGAGAAAACAAGCUUGCUCCAUUUCCCAUGUGAUAGCCCUUGAGAUAUUUGAAAAUUUCUAUCAUUUCCCAUUUCAAUCUUCUCUUUUCCAGGCUAAACAUAACCAGCUCCUUCAACUGUUCCUCAUAAGGUUUGGCUUCUAGACCCUUGACCAUCUUGGUUGCCCUCCUCUGCACAUGUUCCAGCUUGUCAACAUCCUUCCUGGUGCAUAGAAUUGGAUGCAGUCUUCCAGGUUUGGUCUGACCAAGGCAGAAUGAUCUGGGAGUUUAUGAAUGCAAAAAUAAAGCUGCAUGACCUGCCUGUACCAAGGACUUUCUUAAAUAUAUAUUUAUGUAUUGCUUCGGAUAACAUUGUAGCCAUUGACCUCACAAACAACAAGGCUGCGGUGGUAAACUGCCCCCCCACUCCAAUGUAGGACAUUUUUAGCACACACUUUCAGUUCUACCACUUUCCCAUUAAGCUGUGAGGAGGUUAAGAUGGGAUCGGCAUAUCUCUUUGAUCCAGUCACACUUCUGGGUGAAGCCCGCCUGACCCAGCCUCGAGGCCAGGUCAGUCACACUUACCGAUUGCAUCUCCUGCUUCUUGUAGGUCAGCUCUGUGGCUCAGAAGGAAAACGGGAGGCCUGUUGCUGUGCAUCUCAAAUUCUGACAUUCCGGUCCAGGAAAAGGAGCGCAGCACUCUCGCUAUCUCAGAAGGUCAACACAGGGUGAAGAAGAAGGGAAUGCAGGAGACUCUGUGGAUGUUGGUGCAUUUGUUGGUAGCUAGCAUUUCUUGUAAUUACUGACAGACAAGGAAAAUAAAAUACACUUUGUCAAAGGAGUGGG